Molecule: messenger RNA, 57961 nt
Organism: Pelobates cultripes (western spadefoot toad)
Lineage: Eukaryota; Metazoa; Chordata; Amphibia; Anura; Pelobatidae
Source: the annotation of a GenBank genome assembly
GUAUCUCUCUACCAGAAGCUGAUACCUUCCAAUCUCUGCAUAGAGGAAGACUGCUCAGAAUUACUUACCUGGGGAUCACACUCUUUGGCCGUCUCUUAACAGAAGUACACCUGUAUCUCCAAUCAUCCUCAGCAUCUUCUAGUGGUAAUGCCAAAUAACCCUUUAUAUACAGAAAGAGAUUUUUUUUUCUUUCUCAUUUCAUUUUCUAGUGCAUAUUUAGUAAUGGCUUUCUGUGUGAUUUGCUAUUAUUUGACUCUUGUUUUAUGCAUGUUUUAAAGAACAAGAAAACUUGUUUUUUUUUCCAUUUAAAAGUGAUGAGAGCUUGAAUGCACAGAAAGUAACUGUAUAUACUUUAAAGGUUUUUGAAGAAGAAUAUUUUGCAAGUGUGAAACAAACUGGGAAUAAUACUAUUGGAAAAUGUGACUUGGUAGUUUGGGUAGAAGGUGUCCAUUUAUCCUGCAUCCAUUAUUUAUCUGUUGAUCUCUCCAUCUAUCCAUGUCCCCCUACAUCUAUCCCUUCAUCUCUCUAUCUCUCCAUCCAUCCAUUCCUUCAUCUCUCCAUCCCUCUACCUCUCCAUCCAUCCCUCCAUCUCACCAUCCAUCCCUUCAUCUCUCCAUCUCUCCAUCCAUCAUCCAUCUUUGGUCUUCGGUUAUGCCGGCUGCCUCUGCAUAACCUAUCUUCAAUACCUGUUGAUCAACAUUUCGGCUUGCUCCAUCACUGGGUUUACUAUAGAAAGAUAUAUCGCCCUUUGCCACUCCAUUUAUACAUCCAUCCAUCCCUUGAUCUCUCCAUCCAUCUACCUCUCCAUCCAUCCCUACAUCUCACCAUCCGUCCAUCGAUCCAUCCAUCAUCCAUCCAUCGAUCUCUUCACCUCUCCAUUCAUCUACCUUUCUAUCCAUCCAUCCCUCCAUCUCACCAUCCACCCAUUCAUCUCUCCAUCCAUCUAUAUCUCCAUCCUUCCAUCCAUCAUCCAUCCAUCUACCUUUCCAUCCAUCCAUACCUUCAUCUCUCCAUCCCUUCAUCUCUCCAUCCAUCCACAUUUUGCUAUUCUUAGAUAUCAGAGUAAGGAAAUUAAAUGUUUGGAUUUUUGUCUAUUUUAAGUAAAAACACAGCUCCAUUUAAAUAUAUAUUGUAUGGCAUUAUUAGCUGACAAAGAUGCUGGACACAGGGUGUCUCUGUUACACUCAAACACAUGUGGUACGUUUGUAGUGAAUUUGUAAGGAAUGGGGCACAUCAGGCUUACCAAAAAAAAAUAAUAAUAAUAAUUAAUAAUAAUAAUAAUAAUAAUGUUUGUUAUUUCUUGUGUGUUUUAGUUAAACUGUUUCUUAUUCCAACAGGAAGCUUUGAUGUAAGGAAAGUGUAAUUUAGCUGCAUAUCCAUCUGUUCUACCAGAGUUUCGUAUUUACCCAUAGGAGAAGAAAGUGGGAAAAAAGGGUUUUGAAGGGCAAACAUGGCAAAUCAUACAUUAUCUUUGGAAAUGCUUUUACUUAAUGAAACAGGAUUAAAUCAAACACUGGACAAAAUGCCUCAGAAUGCAUUGGAGGUCCAGGUGGUCACCAUUCUCCUUGUACUUUUGAUCUGCGGAGUAGGUAUUGCUGGCAAUAUCAUGGUCGUUUUAGUGGUAUUAAGGACCAAACACAUGAUGACUCCUACUAACUGUUAUUUAGUCAGUUUGGCCAUUGCUGACUUGAUUGUACUACUGGCUGCCGGUCUACCCAAUAUUUCUGAUGUGGUUGCCUCUUGGGUCUUCGGUUAUGCCGGCUGCCUCUGCAUAACCUAUCUUCAAUACCUGGGGAUCAACAUUUCGGCUUGCUCCAUCACUGCGUUUACUAUAGAAAGAUAUAUCGCCAUUUGCCACUCCAUUAAAGCUCAGUUUAUCUGCACUGUCUCCAGAGCCAAAAAGAUUAUUGCCUUUGUGUGGAUGUUCACCUCAAUGUACUGUGUGAUGUGGUUUUUCUUGGUGGACACCAAGGAAGUCAAGUUUGCCGAUGGGGUUCAAGUCAACUGUGGUUAUAAGGUCUCUCGAAACUUGUAUAUGCCCAUCUAUUUCCUGGACUUUACCAUAUUUUACGUGAUCCCUCUGGUCCUGGCCACCGUUCUUUAUGGAUUGAUAGCGAGAAUAUUAUUCAUGAAUCCUCUGCCUUCGAACCCUCAGGAUUUGAGCCGAAUGAGCUCAAAGCAUCAUGGGAAACCGUAUAAUUCCAUCAAACUUUCUUGCAAGGGAAAUAAAAACACAGUGAGCUCCAGAAAACAAGUGAGUAUGGAAUCUGGCCAGUUGAAAAUCCCACCAACAUAUACAUAUCUAACUUAAUAUUUACUUUUAAGCAAAAUAGUUUAUCAUAGUUUGUUUUUAAGGACAUGUAAAGGGAACAUUGUCAAAUUAUAUGAACAUUUAUAAUUUUAUUUCUAAAUAAAAAAUAUUAGCUCUUGAGAACCAGGGUUUAAGAAAAAUUCUUUAUAUCAUAGCAGAUAUUUGGGGGAAUUUACCAGAUUCUGCAUGAGGGUACUGUUGCUUAAAGAUUGAGGUUUUAAUAAUUACCAUAUUAUUAUUUUGUCCAGAAUGUACUUGUAACCAUCAUCAGGUAAGCUGGAUAAGUCAUUAUAGGUGUGUGCUGCAAAUUAUAUUGACAUCUCCAUAUACCAUGACCUAAAGUAUCAUAAGGAAAAUUGUGAAAUCUUACCCAUUAUUUAUUACGUUUGAGAAAAAGAAAUACAUUUUAAAUGUAUCCUACUCUUAACGUGUUUUUCUAUCUAUUCUAUACUGAUAUCAACCAUGUUACAAUUAAUUCUAUGUUGAGAUAUGUUUCUUUUCUGCAGAUUAGCCCACUGCUCAGUAUACACAAAAGUUUAGAGCAGGCAUAGGCAACCUUCGGCACUCUAGAUAUUUUUGACUACACCUGCCAUGAUGCUUUGGCAGCAUUAUGGUGUAAGAGCAUUAUGGGGGAUGUAGUCCACAACACCUAGAGUGCCCAAGGUUGCCUAUCUCCGGUCUAGGGUUUAGGCAAUCCCUGUUCUGUUCCGAAAGGGUUACUGACAGCCUGGACCACAGGUGUGCCUGAAUACACAGCUGAGGAACACUGCAUUUUAUAAACCAAUUGGCAGAGUUCUCGUCUCUGUAAGGUCAAUGGCUGUGAUAUGCAUAACAAUGGGUUAAAUCUCUUAUUCUUUUAUUGAGCCAUUUUGAACAUGGGGUCUAUAGAAAAGCAUCUAAUUUUUGGUUUCCUUGCAGACUCAGACAUCAGUUACAGACUGUGAGUGCUGGACUAGCCAUAAACAGUGCUCAAUGAAUAUCUCUGCCAUUCAAAUUUGGAUAGAUCUGUAGAGAUAUUAUUAAAGUGAUGUGAACAUUAUCUUGGCGUCAGCUCAGGGCUUUGGGUAUUGGAGUAGAAUCCCCUACCUCACCCAUAGUUUAUCUCCUUGAAUGGAGAAUAUGGGAUCAUGAAAAUUAGCUUCACAAGCCCCUCUGUAAGAAGCAAGGUCUAACCAUCCUGCUGGCUGUUACAGACUAUAACCUCUGGCUGAGCGAGAUGAGAGUUGUGAAGGAAGAGAGGAAGGGAAUUUUGCCAUGCUUAAAAAAUAUCCUUCAAUAUAUUUUAUUUAACUAAAAAAUUAUGGCUAUCACAACUGUGCAAAGGAGCAUGUAUUGAUAAGUGUUAUAGCACACCAAAGGUUAUUUUUAAUGGUAGAUCCCCUUUAAACUUGGUUCUUGAUAAAGCCGGUGCGAUAGAGGAGGGGCAAAGAAGGAAGUAGGGGGCAGGAGGGAACAUACUGAAUGGAUUCUGUUUGAUGGAGCCCAGUGAUAGACCCUACCUCUAGUGACAUGUAAUACUUCAGCCUAGACAUGUGUAGGAAAAAUAUUUGGUUCUUCCGAUUUGAUAUGGUUCUGAUUUUCAAAUUAUAUAUUGUUUUGGUUUUGAAGAAUUUUGAUUUAUAAUUUUUCAGUUUAAUCCAAAAUUUCGUUUCAAAGCAAAAUAUUUAAGGUCAAUACGAAAAUUGCCAGGGAUGUCUAAAAAUGAGGGGUAAAAGCUGCCUACAGUGUCCCAAAAACAACUGUCAAACUGCAAAUUAGUGAAUGAAAAUUGACUCGUGAAAUUUGUUCAGUGUGAAGAAUUUAAUUUGAAGUUUGAUUUGAAAUUCUAUGAUUAAAAUUGACAGUAAAUCUGAUGAAUUAGGCUUCUCCCUGAUCCGAAAGUGUUGGGGGAGAUUUAUCAGUUGACACCAACACUUUUAUGUCUACGUUUUUGUGAGGUUUUGGUGCAAUUUAUUAAACCUACUUUUUUCAUUUGUUUCAUUUCUUGCCCUAUAAGUAUAUAUUUUUUAAUAUGUGUCAUUUUGGGGUUUGUACAUUUUUCUGUCCUUUCCUUCUCACUACACGAGCAGUUGGCAUAAAUAGCUAAUCUUCAUUGUCAGCUGAAAAUGUCUUUCCAUAAACCAUUUAAAAAUAAUUGGUUGAAUAAGAUUAAUUUAAUCUUGUUAAAGGAUCACUAUAGGGUCAGGAACACAAACAUGUAUUCCUGGCUCUAUAGUGUUAAAACCACCAUCUAGCAUCCCUGGGCCCCUCAUGCCUCCAUGGAUAUAGCAAAAUCUUACUGUAUUCAAGCCUGAAGCUGUAACUGUGUAUGCUGUUUGUCUCAGAAAAACAAGCAGUCUGCUGACAUCAUCAGAAGUGGUAGCCUGAUCCAAUCUGAGAAGUGGCCAGUGAAGUUAUCACUAGGCUGUAAUGUAAACACUGCAUUUUCUCUGAAAAGACAGUGCUUACAGCAAAAAGCCUGAAGGUAAUGAUUCUACUCACCAGAACAAAUUCAAUAAGCUGUAGUUGUUCUGGUGACUAUAGUGUCCCUUUAAACUAUAGGAUGUGAUUUUGAGUUUGAACACUUUAAGAACUGUCAGUGUUUCAGUGUGGAAGCGGCCAUUUUUGAAUUGCAUCACAAUAGUAAGCACUUACUGAUGCUUAUUGAUAAAAAGGCUACAAAGACCGUGUGAUUUCAGUAGCCAAUCAAAAUCUUGGAUUUGCAGAGUAGCUCCCCAGUUUGCUGGUUCAUAUUGUUUUUAAAGAACAUGGGUCUCUAUUUAAUAAUUUUUAAUAUGCUUUUAAAAUUAUUUAAUGUUUUUGAGUAAACUUUAAAAAAAUAUUUUUUUCUAAAUAUUAAAAGAUAAAAAAUAUAUAUAAUAUAUAAAAAUAUGUAUCAAUGUACAAAAUGAAAUCAAUAUAUUGAAAUAGUUUUCAAUAUAUUAGACCACCCAGACCACUUCAUCGCCUCAUUGAAGUGGUCUUGGGGCAGUGUCCCGGUCCUUCUAAGUCUUGUAAUGUGAAACAUAGCAAUUUUAAAGAAACUGAAAUAUUUACAUUGCAGUACUAAGACUGCCUCUAGUGGCUGUCUCCCAGACAGCCACUAGCGGCGCUUCCUGGAGUUUCACGAAGUUUGACUCUGUGAAACAAUGCUGGACGUCCUCAUGCUCUGCAUAAGGACAUCCAGUUCCAGAGAAGACCCCUAGGAAUGCAUUGAGGCAAUGCUUUCCUAUGGGGAAGGCCAAAUACACACGACAUAUACCAUUGACUGACAUCAGAGGAGGCAGAGCGUGACCCAGCGCCAAGGGACCUUGGUGCUAGUUUCGGAUAAGUGAAUAAAGGAUUAUUAAACCCUUUACAACACUGGGUGGGUGCAGGGGCUGAGGAACACGUUACUGUUAGGCAUACAUUUUUGUAUUUAUUACACUAAGGUGUUCCUUUAAAGGCUUGUAUGACAAUGUUUGAAACAAGCCCAGUGUAAGUUGGAAAUAUAUAUUUUUUUUUUUUUAAAUAUAAAAUAAACAACUCUAAACAGAUUGAAAAAUGACCAACACGAGGUAUAUUUGUGUUUAAAAGGCUAUCUGAUAAUACAUAGAAAUUUGAUUCGAUUUUUUGGCACUUCAGGGUCAUUGCACGAAGGUUAGACAUGGUGUGGUUAAAUGCUAGCAUUCUUUACGUAUAAAUAUGCCAGCAAAUGUUUCAGAGCCUUGUAGAAAAAACAGAAUAAAGUUUCCUUAUAUUCAGUCAAUAUUUCAUUGUCUGAAAGGCACAUAAUAAUGGAAAGCUCAUAGAACGGAAUAGAAUGACCUGGCGGACAUUAAAGGACAAUGCUGUAUCAAAAUGUGUCCACAUGUUUAAGUCAAUACUACCUAUACACAGUCUAUUUGCAUUAGUGUCUCACACUUUGUGAAGAAUGGAAAGGCCACUCAGAAUUCCCUAAAGGUUCAAACUUAGAAUGUUAAAUUGGUUCCAUAAUUCUUUCUUUAGAAUUCCACCUGGAUACUAGAGAUUAUUAUGUGAGUCAUGAGGAAGUCUCAGAGAGGAUUUAUUGAUUGUCUACAUUGCUAAAUGUUGCCAGCCUUGAGUUAUGGUAAUGAUAACGUAUAUAUACGAUCCACUAGCGAGCAGUAAAUAUUCCUGUGUGUGUUUUGUCUCUGGUGCGGUGAUGGGUAACCUUAGCCUGUCACAGGUUUAUAAAGUACAUUUCCCAUGAUACCCUGAUAGCCUCAAUCUAUCUCUUCACUGGUUUUGGACUUGGGUGUUCUGCCAUGGAUGAUGUCAGAAACACUGAUGGGUGUAUUUACUGAAGUGAGAAUUUUAAAGGACCACUAUAGGCAGCCAGACCACUUCAGCUCAAGGAAGUGGUGUGGGUGCUAGGUCCCUCUAGGGUUAACCCUGCAACUGCUAUGUUUCACUGAGGGUUAACCCUGCCUGCUGUAAACAUAGCAGUUUCAGACUGACAGCCGCUAGAGGCGCUUCUGCGCUGCUCAUUGUGAUUUUCACAGUGAGAAGACGCCAGUGUCCAUAGGAAAGCAUUGAGAAAUACUUUCCUAUGGACUGACAGAAUGCGCGCGCAGCUCUUGCCGCGCAUGCGCAUUCAGCCGGUGACGUCAGAAGGAGGAGGAGAGUCCCCAGCGCCGAGGAAGCCCGGCGCUGGAAAAAGUUAAGUAUUUAACCUCUUCCUCCCCCUUGAGCCCGGCGGGAGUGGGACCCUGAGGGUGGGGGGACCUAUUAACACUAUAGUGCCAGGAAAACGAGUUUGUUUUCCUGGCACUAUAGUGGUCCUUUAAGGAAUUUAAUUAAAUUAGAAAAGUUAGGCCAAAGUUUCUGGGUUUUUCUAAUUUAUCUAUUUUGACCUAAAUGGGGGUCACUCCACUGCAAAAGAAAAUGAGGGGGAGGAUAUAUCUAAAAACCGCUUUUAAAAGCUACAGAUAUCUUGUUUUUAGCCUUUGCAAGCCACCCCCCGUCCCCCUCCUUCUAGCCCAGCCCAGACCAGACUUUCUAUGGUUUUCCAAUCACAGACUUCCCAAUACAGCUCAAUGAAAAGUCUUUGCAAGGCAGGUGUUAAGAGCAAUUGCUGCCUCUUGAGUUUAGCUCCACUGGGGGGGUCGGAGGGGGUUAGUUACAUUUUAAGGAACAAUUUAAAAGGGCAUUCUAGGCACCAUAAUCACUACAGCGCACUAUAGUGGUCAUAGUGCCAGGCGUGCUUGCUUUUUCAGAUUAACUGAGACUGGAAGACUGCAGGCACACAUCAUUUCAGGGUAAAUGUAAAAUCAUUAAUAAUUGGUUUGACAAUGUAUGGUGCACUGCGAUUUCUGGCAUCAUACUGCAGUGUGCUGAAGUGGUGUUGGUGUGUGGCGUACAUUUGUUGUUGUUUUUGUUUUCAAAGGUUUCAAUGUGCUCUGGCUGUUAAUUAAGGUCUCACCCAUGCCUCUUGAUAAGUAACUGCAUCAUAAUUACUCCUUAAAAAAAUUAAAAGGAAAUUGCUAGGAUAAUACCUUAAUUCUAAUUUUUUGUUUUCCAGCUUUAAAAACUGUUUUCUCACUAAAAAGUAUAUGAACUAUUAACCUACAGAGGUCAGACUGGUGUACCUGUGGACGUUGGGGAUUGUUCUAUUCUUUAAUAAACUGACUCCAUUCCAUCAUCAACAUCAUUCAUUUAAUUUCCUCUGGAGGUUAUUCUGGAAACGGGGCCAACAUCUGGAUAUGAUCAAAUAAUGCAUAAUUUACUUGUCAAUUCUCCACAGUUUCUCAGUUAAUGAAUGGACCCACCUGUGCAAGAUAUUCUCAGGAUAGAUAAUGAUGACAUUGGUGUAGACUGAUUUGGUUCACAGCUAAGGAGUGUGUGGUUGAUUUAGUCAAUCCCAAUAAUAGCUAAAGAAGAUAUUAAAGGAUCACUAUAGUGUCAGUAGUGUUUUCCUGACACUACAGUGCCCCCACCCUCAGAGUCCCCCUCCCGUGGCGCUGGAGGGGUUAAAACCCUUUCAGCCAUUUACCUUAAUCCAGCGCCGGACUCCCUCGGCUCUGGUGACCUCUCCUCCCCAUCCGACAUCAGCUCCCCCGUCCGACGUCACUGGAGCCUCAAUGCUUUCUCAAUGCUUUCCUAUGGAUGCUCUGCGCAAUGGAGGUGAAAUUCGCCUCCAGCGUCGCAGAUGCGCCUCUAGUGGCUGUCUGCAAGACAGCCACUAGAGGCUGGCCUAACCCCAAAUGUAAACAUAGCAGUUUCUCUGAAACUGUUAUGUUUACAUGUGAAGGGUUAAAACCUGAGGGACCUGGAACCCAGACCACUUCAUUGAGCUGAAGUGGUCUGGGUGACUAUAGUGUCCCUUUAACCCCUUCACUACCACGUAGUUAGCAUAUUACAUAGUUACAUAGGCUGAAAAGAUAUGUGUCCAUCAUCUUCAGCCUUCCUUACAUUUGUUUUUGCAGUUGUUCCCAAAGAAGGCAAAAGAAAAAAAACUGUUUGAAGCACUUUCCUAUUUUACAAUAAAUUAGGAAGAAAAAUCCUUCUUGACCCCAGAAUGGCAGUCAGAUCUCUCCUCUGAUCAAGGAGCUAUUGCCCCUCAAAUUAAAAGUUAUAUCGCUGAGUAUUGUGUUUGUGCAAGUAUUUAUUCAUUGCAGUUUAAACAUCUGUACAGACUCUGAUAAAAUCACCUCUUCAGGCAGAGAAUUCCACAUCCUUAUUGUUCUUACCAUAAAAAAAAAAACAUUUCCUUUGCCUUAGACGAAAUCUCUUUUCCAUUCUGGUCUUACCAUUGAUUUAUAAAGAGGCAAAAUUGUAUUUUCAUCCAGAGAAUUAAUGCCCCAUUUUAUACAUGACAAAACCUUACUGACCUUAGCAACUGGUGAUUGAUAUUGCACAUCGUUGCUUAGUUUGUUGUCUAUAAAAAUUCCCAAAUCCAUCUUUUGUGUUGUUAUCCCUAUUUCACUACCAUUUACAUUCUUUACCCUGAAGUGGGUAACUUUGCAUUUCUCUACAUUAUAUUUCAUCUGCCAUUUAAGUGCCCAGUUUACCAAUCUAUAUAAAUCUCUUUACAGCAAAACUAUAUCCUGCUCAGAUUUUAUUACUCUACAGUUUUUUGUCAUCUGCAAACAUUGAAACAUGGCUUUCAAUGCCUAUUUCAAGAUAAUUUAUCAAUAUGUUAAAUAGAAGCAGUCACAAAACAGAACCCCGAGGGACACCACUUACCACCUCUGUCCAGCUUGGAAAUUUAUCAUUAAUGACAACUCUCUGUGCUCUACCCUUAAGCCAGUGUUCUACCCAAGAACAAGAAUUUGCAUCUUAACAAAUUUCUUGUAGUUUGAAGACUAACAUAUCGUGUGGAACCGUACUGAAUACAUUGGCAAAAUCCAAAUAGAUCACAUCCACUGCAACUCCCUGAUCUAUACUUUAGAUGCAAUUUAGUUAGUUUGACAUGACCUAUGUUUCAUAAAACCAUGCAGAUUUUUGCUCAUGACAAUGUUCUUCCCAAUGAAUUCCUAAAUAUUAUCCCUUAAUAACCAUUCAAAUACUUUCCCAGCCACAAAAACCACCUGGUUCGCUUUUUCUCACUGACAUGGGCAGGAGUAAGUUGUGUCCCCUAAAUUAGUGCAAGCUUUUGGACUCCAUGAGAUGAUGAACCAGAGGGCAUGGAUGAUUUCACAGGUGCAGGAAAACAUGUUAGCUUGCCAUCUAGCUGUCCAGUUUACAACACCCAAAAUGCAUUGUCAUCAACAAACCAACUUUCUGUGCUGGAAUGUUUCGCACCAGGGAACUGCAAGAAACCUAGCUUUGGAAGAAAGGCAUAAAUUAAAUAAUUGAAAAUACACCCAAAAUACCAGGGUUCACUCGCUACGGAGAUACGUUUUAUAGUAGAGGAUGUCUUCUUCAUCUCUGGGCUUCGAGAUAGUCAUGGUAAUCAUUAAAUGAAUUGUUACAAGUCUGUAUUGGUUUAAAAUUGGGUGGGUGACAAAUCUAACUUCCCACUCAAUCUUCACCUGGUUGUUAGUUGUUAGACUUGCAGUAAGAUAAACAAGGGACUUGUAAUAAUAAAAGCUCAUUGUGGAAUCUUCAACUCAGCUGAGAUAUCACCAGGUCGGCCCACUUUGUGGAGGUCUUUCAAGAGAUAAUCUAGAAUUUAAUAUCCAGUCUUUUAUCUGUACAUUUUUCCUUUGUAAGCUAGUUAUUUCAGAAUGGUUUGUAGAUAGGUGGAAUGCAGCAGAUGUAGCCCAAAUGAUUAUUGCUAAGUAAAUAAAAUGUGACUGUUGUACGGUACUUGAUAUAUUCGGAAAGUGCACUUUUUAUACGUUCAUCAUCAAACUAUUUCAAGUGACCAUCUUCAUUAACAUAUUGUAUUUAAAUAUCUCAACUAUAUAUUAUAAAUGACAGCAAGUAGUUUUUUUCUCUAUAAAAUCUAACAUGUAACAUCCAUACAGAAACAUAAUAACCUCCCUGUAUAUCAGCACCAGGUAGAUAAAGAUACUUAAUAAGAUCAGAACUGUCACUCAAGAUGGAAAAAUAUGAAAAUUAAUCCAUUCUGUAUUUGUCCUGCCACAUACCAUCUCUCUAAUGCAUCCAACCUUAUUAUCUCUCACUCCUAUCAAUUUACUGUGAUCUAGGGAAAGAGUUACAGUAAAUUAAAAGUAAACAUUACAUUUAUAGAAUGUAAAGACUCAAUUUAUUGUUACUAUUUGAAGAAUUUGCCUACCUGGUUCAGGGUUUUGUGAGCUAUAGAGAUUUGUAUAGCUCUUAGCAUUUUAUGAGGUAGUUUAAGAUUUGCUUAGUUUUUUUUAAUCUUCUUGCAAUGAUUUUAUCAUACUCCCUCCCAUUCCUCAGUCUUCUCAGCAAAUGCUACAUAAUGUAAAAUGCAUAGGGCAGAGGGUGCAAUGCAUGGGUCAGAAUGUGAAAUGCAUGGGACAGUGGGAAAUGCAUGCAGCAGGGUGUGACUGCAUGCUUUAGGUGCUAUACAAGCACCAGCUCUGCUGUUUGCCAUCAAGGACCGGAGGGGAGAUCAGUGAUCUCCCUCCCUGGCCCACACAGGCUGAUUGCUGGGCGGCCAGCAGGGAGAGAGAACCCGAGGGAGAGAGAACCUGCAGCUCCGCCGGGUUCUCUGCUCGUGAUCACGGAGCGUUGCCGCGGUUACCAUGGCAAAGCUCCGUUCUCGCAAGAGUGAACUCUACUCUGAGCUGCAGGUUAGAGUUCACUCCCCCACUAGAAUCACCAGGGAAUGGAAGAAAGCAAUGUCUCCCCCUCCCUCAGCAAAGGUAAGAAGGGAGGGGGGACAUUAGCUAUAUUUAUUUAAUUAUUAAAAAACAAAUAUCUUUCACCUGCCCCCCUACCCCCUCACACACUGCACCACACACAGCCCCCCUUACACACACAGCCCCCCUAUCCCCUCACACAAACUAUAACCCCCUACACAUUAUACACACAACCUUUACACACACAGCCCCCAUACACACCAGCCCUCCUUACACACACAACCCCCCUUACACACACAGCCCCCCUACACCCUCACACACUACAAGCCCCUACACACAGCACCACACACACACACACAGCCCCCUUACACACACAACCCCCCUUCACACACACAGCUUCCCCUUACACACACAGCCCCCCCUUACACACAGCCACACACACAGCCCUCCUUACACACACACACACAUGCCACACAUUCCACACACACACAGCCCCUUACACACACACAGAGCCCCCUUACACACACAGGCCCCCCCUUACACACACACAUACCCACAACACACACAGCUCCCCCUUACGCACACACAGCAAUCCCUUACGCACAGUCCCCCCAUACACACACACAGUCCCCCCAUACACACACAGUCCACCAUACACACGCAACCCCUCCUUACACACACAGCCCCCCUAUCCCCUCACAUACUAUAACCCCCUACACACUGCACCACACACAAAUAUACAGUCCCCCUUACACACACACAGCUUCCCCUUACACACACUUCCUCCCCUUACACACACAGCCCCCCCUAAACACACAUAGCCCCCAAUACACACUGCCCCCCAUACACACACAAACACACUGCUCCCAAUAUACAAAUUGCUACCCCAUACAUACACUGCACCCCUCUCAAACAUGCACUACCCCUGCAUACACAUACUGCGACCCUCACAUACACUGCACCACACACACACUACAGCCCCUAUCCUAGCAGACACUGGGUAAGUUAUCAAACGUUUUUUUAAAUGGUUUGAUUACUUACUCUGGGAGGGCACCACAGCAAAUCCUGGCACCAAAACCACUACAGAGAGCUUUAGUAGUUAUUGUGCCUGGAUUGUUUCUUAAAAUGAUCUGCCAGUGCCCCUCCCGAUAUUAGCAUCUGGAUCUGCCACUGUGACAGACUCACACACGCACACUGACACCACUGGAUCCAAUAUUCCAAACAGUAAGUACUCACCCACAUCCGACGGCUAAUAGAGGUACAUCCAAAUCUUCUUUCUGCCUCCGAUAGUCCUCUUGGGGAAAUCACUUUCGAUGCAACGAGCUUCCAUUUCCGGCAAUUGUGACACUCGCCGUCAUGACUUAAUUACGUAAUGACAUUCAGAGUGAUGAUGCAAUCCUUCGCCCCGUCUCUCGGGGCUUUCUCAAGCAUGGAUGAAGUCCUGUACCCUUUAUAUUGCAGCAGCGUAUGGCAAUCCACCACAAUAAAAGUUCAUAGUCCUGUAUAAGUCAAUCUGAUAAUGUCCAAAAAGUAUAGGGAUUAAAAAGGGUGUGUAGUAACGUUUUGCAAUAAUACUCAUUAUUACAUCCCCUUUUUAAAUCCCUAUACCUUUUGGACAUUAUCAGAUUCCACAAGAGGACAAUGAAAGGGAAAUCGGAAGUGGGAAGUCCUAGAGAUUUUGGAUGCAUGUCUACGAGCAAAUUUUAACGUUUUGUUAUUGCUUCAAUAAAAGUUUAAAGUGAAGACUUUGCCAGUGUGUGAGUCCUUACUUUUUGGAAUCUUGGAGGACACAAGGGGCUGAUCCUCCCCAUGCCGUAUUGAGUGACAUUCUACCCAGUCUCAAUUUGCGAGUUCUGGUCCUAUAGAUAGCUUAUUUAUUUUAUAUUGGUUAAACAACUUUGCACUAGGCUCGUUCCUUGCUUUUUGUUUCUUUUAUAGAUCUGCUGGGCUUGAAUUAGGUAAAUUGUGAAAGUAUAUUAAGUUACUGGCUGUUUAUUGAAUACCUUUAGUGAAUACCUAAUCACAUGUAGGUUGUUGUACAAAUUAUAAUUUUUUUGGCACUUUGCACAUAUUGCAUAAAAGGAUUGUCACUUUUGUACGCAUAUGAAGUAGUGGGAAUUUGCAUUUUUGCCACGUGACAUGUAUACGAUAUAGCACUUUAUGGCAGUCAUUGAGAGGGUGGUGAUUAUUAUUUUUAUAACGUACUUUUUUUUAACCAUUUAAAAAAAAUUAUGAUCAAUUGGGAAUUUUUACAGCAGGGUUAUGUUAUGGUCGCUGCAGAUUUAUGAUUUCUAUUUGUGAUACAUUUAAUUACAUUAUUCGGAUAUAAGAAGGAUUGUGAACUUUAGCACUGAGUAACUUUUUGAUAUAUUUUUUUAAAUGUAUCUAUCACUGAAACAACUGCACUGCUCCUUAUUACUUUUUAUUCACAUUUCUAAUAUUUGUGAACCUAUAGAUCUUUAUUCACUAAACCAAGAAUUAUAAAGAACGGACAAGGAAAAUAAACGGUUUAAGAGAAAAUAGCUCAAAUGAGUUGGGCAGUUAUUCCAUUUCAAAUGCGUUGGCCUAAAAAUUGCAUUUCAGUUGUUAAAUUUUCAAAGGAAUAAACGCCUGUGAUUCAAUUUUAAGACUCCCAUUUCUAUCUCUUCUUUGGAUUCCUACGCAAUCAUUAGAAAAUAGAUUACUGAGCGAAGGCCAUUCUAGUAAUGGGAUUUGUAGAUUCCUCUGCUAUACUCAGAUAUUCUGCACUCGCUAAAUUACUAUUAAAUUUCCUGUUCAAUCUCAACAGCUUGAUAAACCACACACAUCAUUUAGCUACGGAGCAUUAAAUUGACGUACGUUAAGAAUGUUCCAUUGCAAAUUUUUGAUCUGUAGAAUGCCAAAUUCUAAAGCCAUGGAAGCCGCAUUGUUAAUAAGAUCGGAAGGCCAUUAGGUCUGAGUAGUUAAUAAGAUUUGAAGGCUUAUCAUAAUGUUAAGUAACCCUUAUCUGACCUGAGUUAUAUGGAAUACACUCUUAGAGGAUGGAUCGAUGCUUGCUUAUCACAUCACAGCCUUGAAGGAUUAGGGUACUCAACACGGCUUGGAGAUUGUUUAAAUAUAUUUACUAUAAACAUAAUAGUGACUGCAUCUAAGUAUGCAUUAUCUGGCAAUCGACCAAAUGUUUUUGCCGACAGAGAGCCUCAUGCAAUUUUAAAAAGAAAUCCCCCAAUUUAGGCGUAAAAUGUCUAUUGAAAAAUGGGGAUUAAUUAAUCACUAAAUAUUAAAUGGUGGUUUUUUGAAAAUCAAAUCAAAUGAAGGUCAAUAUAACACAUUUACUUUCUUAUUUGGUUGGAGGGGAAUUCUCUAUUUUAAAAAUCUGCUGACCCUUAUUCUCUUUUGCCAAGGUUAAAAAGGAUGUUCAUUCAGACUUGCAGAGAGUUGUGGGUAUUGUAGUUGUGACGAUAGCUGAAUUGUAGAAUUUUAUUUCCAAAUCUGCUAUUUUUGUAGUAAAUCAGGGGUUUCAUACUUUUCUUCACCUAAUAUUCUUUGACCACAAUUCUCUGCAUUUGAAUUAUGCAAUUCUAUAUUCAAUUCACUCGAUAAUGUAGAAGUGUGAUUUUGUAAAACUGCGUCAGAACUGUUUUUAAUGGGCAGGUCUAUACAUUUGUAGCACUAUAGCUACUACAAUGAGCUGCUGAGGUUAUGGUGCUUUGAAUGCUCCUUUAAAUGCUAGCGGAAACUGCAGAAUAAAAAAAUUGCUUUCUUUCAUUACUUUCCCGUAAUGUGUGGUUCAAUUUUUUGAAAAUGUAUUGAAAUAUUUGUGCCAAACAGGUGUUUGGAAAUAAAUCUAUCAAUGGGUGUGAGUAGAUCACAAAGGGUUAAAAAUACUGCACGCCUACUCGUAUACGAGAAGGUAAAUGAAAAGAUUUGCGCUAUUUUCAAUCCAUCUUAGCUCUAUCGAAGGGUCUGCACCACUGACCUGAGCUAAAAUAUUCUCUGCCUUAAGUAAUUGGAACUCAUCAAAAUAACACAGUACUAAAUUUGAAAGGGGAGCGUUUAAUAAUUUAAUGUAUGGCUUGCGCAUCGAAAAUUCAAUUACAUCAUUUUUCGCUGGCAAGAUAUCUGCGUUAAUUACAGUGCUUUCUAAAAUAGCUCAACGUACGUCAGUCUGUUGGAAAUAAGCGUGUGUAAAUAAGCCAUUGGAAUGUUUAGGUUAAUAUCUUAAUUACUUCUCACAACCAGACGUAAGGAAAUGAAAAGUACUUUCGAAAAAAGCUUGGCAGAAACAGAAUUGCAGACUCAUCACCCUGCUUACGUGAGCCAUAUUGAGAUCUGUUCAUUUAGAAUUCUGAAGUAUUUAUGUAUUUAUCUACAAAGCUGUUUUAUAUAAAACUUUGCUUUAAUGCCUGUGCAAUUUUAUGUACUCUACGCCUUCUUUUGUAUUCUGCGUCUUGUACAUCUGGAAAGAUUUGCUGCAUAUGAAUUUUAAAAUGAGGUUUUUUUACUGCACUCCAGUUCGGUGACAUUUUCAUGACGGCUCUUCUCCGUUUUUCACCCAGCCUAAUGCACCUCAUAAAGGGGACAAAAGACUCAUGUCCGUCCAUCGCUGCACUUAUCAAAUGAAAUGCCUCUGUUCUCGCAGCGGAGGCGCCUCGAGUGGCUGUCAGGAAGACAACAGGUGUGUUUAACCCUGCAAUGUAAGAGAGGUGGUAUCUAAAAUAUCUGCAGUGUUUACAUUGCAGGGUUAAAUCCAAAAGGGCCACAGGGAGGAGGGAGGACCAGUCACCUUGGAGAGUAACUCCUAAGCUUUUUGAUAUGUUAGCUAAAAUUACAGCAAAAAUACUCACCUUGUAUCAGUGGGCUAGGCUCCUUAGCAUAUUGGUGUGUUGAUACCUCCUUUGAUCCUGAUCCCUGGGAGUUUGGACACCAUAUACUACUAACAGACUGCAGCUCACCAGUUAUCCAAUGAGAAAUAUCACUGCCCUUCAUUCUUCCCUCUUUGGACCGCUGGAGAUUUUCCCGGUCUACCCUAGAACCUUUCCAUCGACUGACAUCUCCAUCAUUACCACAAACAUGAAUAUGGCCGCCAAACCCUUGUGUGUUCCACACGGACAGGCAAGUAUAGCAGCAUCUCUUAGCGCCUUUGAUGCCCUAUGCAACAUAUUUUGACCUAAAUUAAGCCAACGAACUAGGACAGCGACCCACCACAGCCUCUAACAAAGUAUAAUGAGUAUGGCAGGAGCGCUUUAAAUGCACUAACUGGAAAUGUUGCAUGUCACAGUUCAAAUUAAGCUGGUGUUAGAAUUACAAAUGAGUUAGUAGCCACUCUGUCUGCAACAGGGGGUCACCUCUCUGCAACAGAAUUAUGGGAAAUAGAGUGCACCGUCAUCUGGAUAGGUACCUGCCAAUUAGGCUGCCUUCUAGCUAAUUCGGUUCUGACAGAUAAUAUAAUAAAGCAAAUUCAAGAUGCAUCAUCUCUUCCCUUUCUAAUGGCAAUUCACAUAUAAAAAAAAAAACAAACAAAAAAAAACUAAUAAUGAGCUUUUUACAUUUUCUCUAAAGUUUUACUGUUAAUGGAUUUGCAUUAUAUUUAGCCUAAUGCGAGGUCACUGACCAGAUCUUGUUAGCAGCGACUGUCAUUGUGCCUUUGUGUGAUUACAUACAGACGUACGCUAGCCGUUUUGUUUGCCCAGUUACCCAGGCCGAAACCGAAUAAUGCAAGUUGGAGUUGUUUAAUGAGUCCUUUAUUUAAGUUAAUAAUAGUCAUGUCUUAGACGAGGCAUUGGAGGAAAUAGCUCUCUCUGCACUCAGGAAAAACACAUCCAAACACAUCUUUUUUCUGGAUUGUAUAUAACUAUCCAUUAAUGGCAAGAUAAUUACAAACGGUAUGUGAAACCUACACGUUGAACAUAUAAAAGGAACAGCUAGGUUUAACCCUUUGUGUGUCAGAGGGGCAGUCAACAUAUUUCAGAGCUGAACAAGGAAUAGAACAGAGCUAAACAAACUAAGCACAAUAGAACAAUAGAGUCCACAAUAAAACUUGAGAGAAUAAAAAAAUACCAAAUGGUACGGCACAGUCUCGAAGGUGGCAAUAGAUCUUUUAGUCCUGGUAUGGGACCUUCUUGGUAGCUUCCGUUAAUAGCAGAAUAUGAAAAGGAAGCAAAACCAGAGGGAAUCCAAACGUGCAAUAUGGUAGUAUGUGGCAGGACAAACGACAUUUAGAUAAGAUGUCACUCACAUAUGGUAGAGCUAUAACCAGCUCUAGGUAAAACAGUAUGCAGUGGUAUAUAAUCCCCACUUGCAUGGUAUCCAUCUGGUUUUGGUACUGUAGAAUGAUGGUAAAUCACAACUGGAUAACGAUGAGGUAGAUCAUACCGAAUGGCAAAAAAAGUAGCCAAUAGUGCUCUCUAUAUAGAUAGGUAAGUAACAAUAAGAUAAAUAAAAAUAUACUUACAAUAGAGUGAGCAGAUUAACUGCUCUAUGUAUCAAGCCUGGGUGGUAUAAUCCCCACCAAGGAUUUCUUUGGUUGGUUGUCCACAGUAGGUAAUGGGUCCAGAUGUCAGGUAAAACUAUAUAUAAAAAAAAAAUAUCAAAAAAUAAGAUCUAAAAAUAUAUGGCUAAAAGGCAGGUAGUGAGGUAGCCAAAAUACUUUAUUUAACAACAGCAUAAAAACCACAACGCGUUUCUCCCCUUAGGGCUUUCUCUAGUGGUAAAAACAGAUACCUGACAUAAGUGGGUUUAUAUAGGCUUUACCAAACCAAAAUCUAAAGUGCGCUUGUGCCUUUAAAAACGUGUUAUUGACUAUACAUGCUAAAAUAACACAGUGUUAAGCAUCAGUACACAGUGCUUAUUAAUUUGUGCUACUAGCAACUCAGUUCAAUUAAAGUGCCAUAUCAAAAGUGAAAUAUAGGUUUUAAAACACUGAAUUUUGGCGCCAAAAUGACAUAAUUAAUCACAUGACCACAAAUGCAUGGCUAUUAAGUGAAGCUACCAAGAAAGUCCCAUACCAGGAUUAGAAGAUGUAUUGCCACCUUUGAGACUGUGCCGUACCAUUUGGUAUUUUUUAUUCCAUUAAGCUUUAUUGUGGUCUCUUUUUAUAUCCUGUGGGUUUUUAUUGCUCUUUUUGAUUUUAUUGUUAUUAUUAUUAUUAUUAUAUACUAAUGUGUUUGGAGUAUUUUUCUUGGCGCUACCUGUAUAUUGUUUGACUUGUUUAAGAUAUUGCAGAGGGUUAAUGAUUGUAUAUCAUAUAUGAUUUUAUAUCAUUUUUGGCUACCAAGCACUUCCCAUCCUCUCCCAAACACAGAGUUAUGACUGACUAUAUACAGGACCACGCUUGAAUCCAAAAUUACUAUUAUAAUAAUUUGCUGUCAUUUGUGUAUCUACCUCCAUUAAAUCCCACAGUGGAGAUAAAAAAAAUGAAUUUGACAAAUAGAGAGAUUGAUAUGGCAGGAUUUGAAUGAACCCUACGGUCAGGUUGAGAACGUAAAGGGAAAUGUGAUACACAAACCAAACUUAAAAUACACUUGAUGGCUAGAUUGUAGGUAUUUUGUGAAUAGUACUGUUCAAACAUAGUUAAUUAAAUAGCCAUACCAGUGCUCUGCAUUGAUGGAACUAAUGUAGAGAGGGGCUGUGAUUCAGGAAAUAUUUUUGGGCUCCCUUCAGCGAAAGGAUGGCCAAAAGGUAGAGCCCUAUCUGUCUACAACACCCACAAUUUCUUGCUAAUUGGGGAUCUACCAUUUGCCCAUUACUGCAGGGUUGUAUUUGUAUAUUUCGGUGGCCCCACAGCAAUGAUACUCCCAGUAAUGUGUCUUUAAACUGCAAUAAAUGUGUUUAGAAAUCAGUCUGUGUCAAUAAGAUACAUUGUGCCUCUUCUAUAUUACAUUUUAGUUAGAGACCUUGUGAUUAGUAAGUCACCUAAAGUUUCACAGAAGAGCCUCACCCUUGACCAGAUACCCCACAUCAGACUCCUAAAAUUAAUGUGUCCCUCUCUGUCCAUUGCAGAAGUUAAGAGGAUGCUCAAAAUAUAUCAGAGACACAUGUUGCCAAGGUAUGACUGCCCAAAGGGCUGAUCCUUAUGUAAAUAGGCAUAAAUAGUUUAUUUUUAUUUUUUUUAUUUCACAUUUCAUUUAGUCACCUUAGUCACUUAUGAAUAAAGGAUUUCAUUGUAGAAAAAUCAUUGUACAAAAUUGGAAGUGCUUCAGACUGGGUUUUUUGCCUUCUUUUGGAUUAACAGCAAAAACAUAUGUGAGGAAGGCUGAACUUGAUGGACGCAAGUCUCUCUUCAGCUAUGUAACUAUGCAAAAUAUAUAUUUAUAGAUACCAUAUUUUUAUGUGUAUAAGACUAUGUUUUUUUUUUUUUAAUUUUGUCUACAAUUGGGGGCAGUCUUAUACGUGCAAUGUCACUGCAGGGUUUAAAAAAAAGCAAAAAAAAAAAACAAACAAAAAAAACACUUGUGCGUGAGACAUAAGUUAAGAUGGUGCCUGACGCAUUUCAGUGUGCCACAGCCCACACACAUACCUGGCCUCCCUCCCAUGGAUCCACUUCUGAAUGCUGUGGCAAGGAGGAAGAGGUCCCUAUAUGUGUGGGAGCUGCAGCAGACAUCAUCAUUUACCACCAAUGGAGCUCCAGAGACAUGCCACAUCAUAAAAGGAGCAGCCAUAUUAGAAGGACCACUAUAGGCACCCAGACCACUUCAGCUUAAUGAAGUGGUCUGGGUGCCAGGUCCAGAUAGGAUUAACCCUUUUUUUUUUAUAAACAUAGCAGUUUCAGAGUAACUGCUAUGUUUACACUGAGGGUUAAUCCAGCCUCUAAAGCAUGCCGUGUAUGAGCAUUCAGCCGAUGAUGUCGCUAGGAAGAAGAAGAGGAGGAGGAGAGCUCCCCGCCCGGCGCAGGAGAAAGGUAAGCAUUUAACCCCUUCCUCUCCCCAGAGCCCGGCGAGAGGGGGACUCUGAGGGUGGGGGCACCCUCAGGGCACUAUAGGUUUGCUCCACCUCAGGUAGGUUUUGCUGUCUGAUUUAUAUUUAUGAGGGAGGAAAUGAGGACCAGAAUGCAUAGAGAAUACUACUGUGAUGUCCCAGCAUGCCCUCACACCACCUGUUGUAUUGUGGGAGCUGUAGUCUCCCAGCAUGCACUAUGGAGCCAUUAACUUCACAGAGUGCCGUAGCACCGGGGAGGCGUGAGAAUCAGAAGUGUGUUGUUCUUCUCAGAAGUCACCUCUAAAAUAUCAAAGUUGUUCUAUUUGAUGUUUAAAAUAUCAAUUUCUUAAUUUUGGGCUCAAAAAAUAGGGAUCGUCUUAUACCUGGAAAAAUACGGUAUAUAAACGUUUGUAUUGCACGAUCAAACGGAGCAUCAUUUCAAUAAAAUAACUGGUUCUAGUUUUAUUUUUUUUUAAAUGAUCGUUUUAACCAUCGUUACAAAAAAAAUUGUAUAAUCUCCAUUUUCUUUGUCUUUGUAAGCUAAAUAUUUGUUGGUCUCUUGCGUUCAUAUUUAACAUUGAGGUUUUCCCCACCCUGGGGGCAAACGCUGGUGGGCAUAUCAAUCCAAAUAAACAUAGUCUGUCUGAUCAUGAAUAUAGGUUAUAAAAUAUGUAAUAAGAUACUCUGUGAUGGAUAUUGAAUGUGAACUCAAAAACAUAAUCUUUGGGACUGUAUGUCUGUGUUUGCUUCAUAAAAUGAAUACUCCAUUGGUUUUAAUCUUUAAAGUUUUAUGUGUAACAUAAGUGAAAAAAUAAGCAAAUCUAAUUACAAUCUCGUGAUUUUCAGUUCUGCUGGUGAAUCAUCUGGGGCACUUAACUUCAGAGUGUUUUUUAUUUGUGAAUCUAACUAAUACUCGUUGAAAACCAGUGUUUGCCUCCCUUGUCUUAUACAUAUUGAUGGGGGAGCACAAUAAAUGUUGUCCUUGGCACUCAAGAUAUUGUGGACUACAUCCCCCCUAAUACUCUUACAGCCAUAAUGCUGGCAAAGCGUCAGGGGAAAUGUAGUCCAUCUGGAGUGCUGAAGGUUGACCACCCCUGCUCUAGAUAUUUGCGUGCAGGUAAAUACAAACUUUGCCUGAAUCUUAUCUUCCGCCAACAGUUUAUAAAUUAUAUAUGUGAUAAUUUGAUUAAUAUUUAACAGCCCUUUUCUAUAUGGAUUUAGCUUCAGGCUAUAUGGUAUGUACUUUUCAGUCAACAGCUUCCAAUUAAAAUCUCAUAUCUAACUUGUGAAUCUAAAUCAACUAAUUAAGUUUGUCACCUAUCAUUCCACCAGGACGCGCACGUGUUAUUUUAGCUAGGUGAGGAGUUACCCUGGUAGGAGAGGGGUUACUGCCGUAUAGGACGUUCCCUUACCGAAUGCAGAGGUAGCUACUGAGCGCUCCAAACUGCCGAACAGCAAUCACACAAACCCGUUGGUCUCCAAAAACAGCCAAAUAACAAUCACACGAAUCAGUCAGUCUCCCAAAUAGUCGAACAAGCAUAAUCCAUACGAAUAAUCCCCCCAAUGAUGAGACAAAGCUCCGUAUUGAGGGUCAGCAGGAAUCUGUUUUACUGAGGGCUACCUGCCCGGUAUUUAUGCAGGUCUCCCACCUGGUGGACACUCCCCUAGGGGACCAGAUGGGAGACUGUGACAAGGACAUUACAACAACCAAUCACAGUGUUACACAUGUAACCAUGCCCCUUUAAUUACCCAAUACCCUCUGCUCUGCCCGGGAGAUAAUUGUGAAGUAAUUAAAUUAUCUCCCCGGACAGAGACCAAACGCCAUUUUAAAUUACUAUAACAAAACGCAUAAAAAUAUAUAAAUUUAUAAUAACCGGACAUAAUACAGGCAUUCAACGUGUCCCCAGAUAGCUGGGAUCUGAGCACACAAAAGUAACGAAUAGCGCUCAGAUCCUAUGCACACAGUCCAAUCAGUCAAAGUGUUCACAAAGUCUGUUCUCCAUACGAAUAGACUCCACGGGAUGGCUAUCUGGGGUAUGGCUUAUUCGUGGACAAAAUACAGAAUACAGGGAUUUUCGGGAGUUCUCUACUGAAGGAGAAGGGAGGUCGGCGGCUUCAGCGGUGUUCGGGCCAAAAAGGGCCGUUUUGAGUUACAUGGGUUUACCGUUGAACGCUGAGCGGGAUAUGAAUGGCGGCCACCCAGCUACAGGCAUCAAUUAAAAGGUGUCUGCGGUUAACCUCAACGUUCGAAUGGGGCCAAGAGGUUAACCAGCAGCACACUUCUCUACUGGGUGGCUGGCCGUUCUGGAGUUUUAUUCGGUAGUAAAAAAAGGGAAUGGUAGAGUCCAUAUGAACGGGAAAACAUGAAUUAAACCAGCGAAUGAACAAUAAGUCUCUGUAAGUUCAAGACAGAGAGAUAUGUCACAAGGAGUAAUGGUUGUAUUUCAUAUGGUUUUUGUAUUAACGAUGAUGACAGGCCAUCUACAUUUUUAUACGAUGUUUCCAAACACGAGGAGUCCAUUGUAACACAAAGUGAAUUUCAGAUGUUCGGACAAAAUAGACAAACUAAAAACAUAGCGGUCAACUGAGAAUAAGCUGAGAAUUAUUUCCAAUUUUGACUAUUUCUGUCUAAAAUGUAAAAUGCGCUCGAGGUUCACUUGCGGAUGUUGAAAAUUCCCUUGGGGAAUAACUCUGCAAUUGUUUGUAAUUUAAAGGGACACUAUAGUCACCAGAACAACUACAGCUUAUUGAAUUUGUUCUGGUGAGUAGAAUCAUUACCUUCAGGCUUUCUGCUGUAAACACUGUCUUUUCAGAGAAAAUGCAGUCUUUACAUUACAGCCUAGUGAUAACUUCACUGGCCACUCCUUAGAUGGCUGUUAGAGAUUCUUCCUGGGUCAUGGCUGACUAAAAUGCAUCCAAAUAUUGUCUGCACGCAGACACUGAACUUUCCUCAUAGAGAUUCAUUGAUUCAAUUAAUCUCUAUGACGAGAUGCUGAUUGGCCAGGGCUGUGUUUAAAUUGUGCUGGCUCUGCCCAUGAUCUGCCUCCGUGUCAGUCUCAGCCAAUCCUAUGGAGAAGCUGAUGUCACCAAACAGCUUGUUAUUCUGAGGCAAACAGCAUGCAGAGCUACAGCUUCAGGCUUGAAUACAAGUAAGAUUUUGGAGGCAUGAAGGACUGCCUAUGAGUGGGGCAUGGGGGAACUACCAUGUUGUUUUUAGUAGAGUCGACACAUGGUGGCCAUGGGUGGAGGUAGUGGGUGGACAGUGACUUGUGCACCCUCCAUUAUUUAAUUAAUGCAGUCAUCUGAUGACAGGUAGAUUGUAGAUAUGCCCUCACAAGUAGGAUAUUAAACCUUCAUUAUACUAUGGAACACAGAAUGACUAAACAAUUGAAAUAGCUUGUCCAUUGUCUGUUUUCUUUGUUUCAUUAUACGACCAUAUGGUGUUAUAGUGUUUCCUGAUGAAUCGGAUGGUUGGAUGGAUAGAUGGAUAGGCAGACAAACAGAUACAUUUAUAUACAGACAGACACAUAGAUAGACAGACAGAUCUAUAGAUAGCAGGAUUGACACAUGGAUGGGAGAGAGAUGGAUGAACACAAGGCAAUCGAAUGGAUGGUCUGUGAAUUAUUGGACCAUAGGAUAUAUGGUGGGACAGACAGACAUAGAAAUGUAGGACCAUACCUGUUACUGUUCCCUGCACACUCUCUGAGAUGGAGGUAGGCUGCACAGGGGUGGGCCAGCACCUACAGAAGGUGGCCAAGCUGACUGAGAGUCUGUCCCCAUUACCAGACCAUGCUGAGGCACUGCUGAAGUUCUCUGUGUAUGGUCCUAGUGCCCAGUUCCCUCCUGCAUUUUGAAAAAAACUUCAGAAUACAGGAAAGGCCCCCAAGACCUAUUGUUGUUGAUACGGUACCCCAAAAUGUGGGACAGUCCCUGGAAAAUUUGGACUGUUGGCACGUAUGGAAGACUAACUGGACUGGCAGAAGGAUGGACAAACAGACAGGCAUAUGGAUAAAAAUGCCAGCAUGCACGGGAGAUAAGGGAGUGGAAAGUGCAAGAGAUUGUAGGACAGACAGAUAGGUAGGCAGAAUACUAGGUGGACAGACGGAUAACUGAUCUCAUAAACAGACAGACAGAUAAAAAGAGAUAGAAAAGUGUUUCGUUAAUGCUGUUCAAAUCAAGUUCUUAAUCUCAAAUUAAAACUAUAGUUAAGAACUUCAUUACAAAAACUCUACAUUACUAAUAUGAAUUCUACUCGGAGUGUUCAAUAUCUCAUUUUAUUCCGUAUUUCUCUAUGUGCGCACACGCGUUAUAUUUGUCUGGUAAUUAGUAUAAUUUAGAUUUUCACACUUUCACAGACGUUCUACCGAAGAUUCUCUACUAUUUAAAUCCCUAAGUGGACAGAAGUUUAUCGCAGCAGUACUUUUUGCAUGCUGUUCCCAUUAUAAACUGUGGGGGGAAGAAAAUAUUAACGCAGAAAAUCACCACUUUUUAUAAAAAUUGAAAAAUCAAGCUGUUCUAUUUAAUUAUACAUAUGGAGUCAUAUUUAAAAAAAACAAAAACUUGUCACCAGCCGCAAGACAGAAGCUCAAAAAUAACACAGCAAACCACAGUUACUUCAGCAGGAUCCAAGGUUCUUAAAAAGGAACUUUAUCUGAACUAAACAUCGGAGAAAAAACACCUCAUGUUUACUAAGCAGCAAUAUUCAAUGUUUGGACAUUUUACACUCCGUGAAGUGGUUAUAGUGUCUGGAGUCCCCUGUUGCAAUCCUUCCAUUCACUGUUAAACUACUUGUAACAUUUUAAUACUAAACAAUAGUCCCCAGUAGCUCAUCCCCUCUGUGCUGCUUGAGAUAAUGAGGAAGCAUUAAUCUGAGCAGCAGUGGAUGCCAGUGAUUGGCCUAGAGUGUCAGCUGACUGCUUUAAGCCUAUCACAGCUCCCAUUGCUGGUAUGAAUUGGUAUGGCUAGAUGGAAGUGUGUAAUCUCUGCCUUAGCCACACCUCCAGUGUGGGUUCGGGCUGUGGGUGACCAGGGACCAUCGUUUGGUGUCAAAAAUGGUUUAACACUGAAUUGUGGGACAGUGUCAAAGGAAUCAAAGCACUGUAACCAAUUAAAUAAGGAGAAAUGGUUCUAGUGCCUACAGUGUCCCUUUAAGGAUAGUUAAAGGUACAGUGCAUAAAUAGGAUAGAGAGUAGAGAACAUUUUCAAAUACAAAAUAUAUGCAAUAAACAUAUAUAAACAUCAAUAUUAACCCUUCUCAUUUUAUAUAAUUUUUAAAACACUGACUCAAUAAACCAAGGUGAAAAAAAUUAAAAAAAAAAAAAGAAAAGAAAAAAAAAGGGACCCAGAAUAAAUGGACCACUAAAUUCACACAGACCACUUAAUCGCAAUGUAAGACUACCUGUCUAAAUAUCUGUCCGUCCGUCCAUCUAUCCAUGUUCUUCCAGAGGUGUGUGUGCACGUGUGAAGGUAAUUCUUUCAGAUCUUAUGUGAAUGAUCAAGGAAACAUCAAAUCGCAGAUUUAUUGCGACACAAAUAACAUGUGUAACAUCAUUCCGGGGCAAGGCAAAGACAGCACAGACAGACAGAUAGCACACGAUGCUCUUUCCUCUUCUAGAGGAGCUUAGUCACAGUCAGCAAGAGACAGAUUGAAAAUCUUGACAUUUAUACUUUCCUUAUAAUAACUCACACCUGCAUGAGAUCAUUAGCCUCAACAGUUCUUAUUAUAUAAAGCAUACAGGAAAAACAUUGGCCAAUUAAAAGAUAAAAUGAAAAAUGUUUCGGAUUAGAAAAAAGGGAAAGUAUAAAAUAGAAAUAUGUAAAGCUAAAAACAGAAAAACAAAAAUAUGUAAGAGUGUUAUUGUCAUAAAGGAACAACAAUAGCAUUGCUAAGUGGAAGAGCCAUGGGCAUUGGUAAGAAGUGGCUUUAAGGGACAAUUUAAGGGUCUCUUUAGCAAUCUAUCCCUUUAGGUGGCAUGAUAAAAGUGGGGGUUAUGGAGAUGGAUGUGACAGAGCUCCAAUACUCUGACUGAGUAUCUCCACCAAGUAUUUUCUCUCUCUGGAAUAAGAAGAUCAGAGUGAGUAUAGCUAGACUCCCAAACACCAACCGAGCCUUGAAGAAGAGUAGAGUAGAUACAACCUUUACUAAGCAGGUUUAUAUUCAAACAUUCCCAAGAGGAGGUCAUCAAGGCACACAAUGUAAUUCCACCCUAGAGCCUUUUUGUCUGGGACAUAACUGAAAACAGCCAGAUAAUGUCAUUAACUUUCACCUGUGGAACAGUCUCCCCGAAACAAAAUGUUUUUACCUGAGUUAACUCCAAGUGUCAUACAGCCAUGGAAAGCUCUGGAUAUUGGGUCAGACUGUCCAAAAACAACCCGGAUCGGAUAUUCUCUCAAAGAGAAGUUUGACCAGGCCGCUGAAUUCCAUGCCGUUUGGUUUGAAGUCCCGGUCACUAAAAACGGGCUGCCUGUGACUCCAGAGAAGGGAACAAAUCCUGGAUGUUGUUGGAUGCUCCACCACCUCCCUCGCCCUCCAAAUAGCUCCCUGAUUAGCUCUCCAAAUAGCUCCCUGUUUGAUAGUUCUGGGACUGAGUAAUAACUGAGUGAGGUUUCACUGCGGCAUACCACAGAUGUGACGCACAGUUCCAUAAUGUUUCUGGGUAUUUCCUGGUCGGUGCUCUUCCUGAUGGUAGCUUGUUAGCAGUGCAUAUGAGAUAACAACAUGUGUGGGGUACCCAAACAGCAAUCCUCAUGCUUUGUAUAAACAUUUGUAACAGUAAGGGGUAUGUUGAAGCAUGCACAAUUUUAUAAAUAAUAUAUGGUUUGGUAUGAUUAUUCACACUUUGGUAUCUCUUGCCCAUCAAGCAGUAGUAUAACACAUGUAUAUUAGAUUAGGUAGGUAACGUUUGGAUGGAGCUGCCUGUGUUUAAUUUAAACGUUAAGCCAUAUGCUAGUCAUGGCACUCUUGCAGUUGCUUACAUGGGCAUUGGGCAGUUACUUGUUAAGUUCAGCUCGGUGGGCAUUAUUGCAACAGUAAUUGUAUGGUUACAUGCUAGGUAAGCAAGAGUGACUGCGUUCACCACUGGGGUUGGGCUGACCGCUGUGAGGACAUUUAAAUAAUUCAGCUAGAGGACAUUUAAAGAGGAAAAAAGCAACCUUUUAGUCAGGUACACCUAGCCCCUGAUCCGGACAAGUCAGCAUUACCCUCCCCUGCUUUAGUUUAAGGUAAAGCAUUAUCAGUGUGUAACGGCUUACGUUGGUUGGGAGUCUGAAGUGCAGAUAUAUGCUCACCCUUGCAAUUAAACACAGGCCAAGGUGGUCAGGUAAGAACUCACCUGGCCUGUGAGUCUGUGCACGGGGGCUGUGCUGGUUAAUGCUCCAAGUCUCAGUACAGAUAGGACAUAAACAGGAGAAUCAUCGUGGGUAAGCCAAAGGUCAGUGGGUGCCAGAAAUCAGGAUAAACCAGUAGAGAGCCGAGGUCAGGAAUCAACAGGAGAACACGAAACAGCAAUACAAGAACCAGAGUCAAUGAACUGACACUGCCCUCAGGGACAGGCAGUGUCUUAUACCUGGCUAGUGAUGUCCCGAACGGUUCGCCGAACGGUUCGCCACGGAUGGCGAACAUAAACAUAAACUUAGACCCUGUACCUCACAGUCAGCAGACACAUUCCAGCCAAUCAGCAGCAGACCCUCCCUCCCAGACCCUCCCACCUCGUGGACAGCUCACUAAGAAUGCAGCUUCACAAUGGAUGUAAAAUGGAUGCUUAUGUUUAUGUUCGCCAUCCGUGGCGAACCGUUCGGGACAUCACUAUACCUGGCUAAUCAGUGAUCAGCCACAUAUGAACCAUGAGUGACAGGAGCAGUCUCAGGUAAAUUCCAACCCCCCAGUGCUGGAUACCAGGUAAGAUCCAAACUGCCAGCUAUUACUUAAGCUGUAUGGUGGCUCAGAGGAGAAACAGCAGGCCCAGGACCGCAAAUUACCCAGGUUCAAAUCCCUUAUUGGGCACUUCUGGAGCUACCUCUUCUGGAUGUCGCAGUGAGAACUGUGACAUUUCCCUCCAUUGAGCCUUUGAAAGACAGAAAUACAGAGCGGGUUACAUGUUAAGCAUUAAUCAGCACUUAUAUGCUGGGUGGUGUCCAUAUGUGAGACCGUUUUUACUUGCGGGUCAGUUAUAGUGUAUGUAGCAUUUUUGGCCGUAUUCUGUAGGUAGUAUCCGUGUCAUAGCUGACAAGGCGUCUUGCCUCUCUGCGGGGUACUGUACAUACUUUCAGCCCACGCUGCUUCUCUGCGUUAACGUAGAGUUCAUCUCUGUGGGGCUAUGAUCCAGUAGGGGGUCGGGCUGGUGUGGUGGUGGGUAUGCCGCUUUGGCCUCUGCUUCGUUGGUGUCCUCAUUAAGCUCCGGACGGUCCAGUUGGCAGUUGGUUGGCUCUGUGUGUUGGGGCUCGUCGGAGCUGGCUGUGAGGCACAGCUCGGUGGUCUAUGAGUGCUGCAUGGUACCUUGCCUGGGGGUCCCACUCCCCGAUGUGUUUGGAAGGUAAGUCGUUGGUUGUCGAGUGUCCAUUGUUUGAAAUGUGUUGCAUUCUCCGGCACUCCGCUCCGCCUUUUCUUUCCGUUUCGGGCCUUCCCCUGCUCCGGAACCGCAGUCUUGCGUUUCCCCUAGGGGGGUGGGUGUCUCGCCUGGGUGUCGUGGCAGAUUUGUGUAUGCUGCUGUAGCAGGCAUUGAGUCAAUUUGCACCUGGUUGCCACUUUGCUUGGUGUAUGCUCAGGGAGAGAGCUUUUCAUCCCUCUGGCUGCGGCGCACGUGGUGUCCGCCAUCUUAGCUGGAGUGUCUGAGCUCCGUUUCAGGGUGCUAGUGUUGCUGGGCUCGGGUUCUGUCACAGCAGUCUCGCCCCCAGGGUGAGGACCGGGAUCACCCCCACCGGCCCGGGGGGGGGGGGGGAAACAGGGCCUUGUUCACAGUCGUUUGGGCCCCAGGCUGUGUUCCGUUAGGCAGGAUAGUGGGGCAGCGGCCGUCUACCCCAUUCACUGCCAGAGUAGGCCCGGAUUGGGGCAUUGAUGCCCUCUCCUCCGUGGGACUGCAGCUCGUCAAGCCAGCCUCACCCUGGAUCCAGUAUCCCCUUUGCUCCGUGCACCGCCGCUGGUGGUCGCUAUUAGUGCCGAAAAUCAUCUUUUCUAUGCUUAAAGUUUGGUGGCUUGCAGGAGCUCAGAGUGCAUGCGACCAUCCAGCUCGGCGGUCUCGCCCCGUCCCAGCUUGUUGGCUUUUAAUGCCUCCAGACAUCCAGCAUUGAAUAGACACAAGGUGGAGGGGUUGAAUGAAAUGAUUAUAGUCCUUUGGGGAGAGAUUGACCUGGAGUCCACCGCUAGUUGUAAGAAUGACCGGGCCAGUCUGUCACAAUGGGUUUUAAAGAGACAGAGAGGGGGUUAGAUAGAUAGGGUGAAACAUACAGGGCUAAGAGGAAAUACAGGGAGUUAGUAAGAGAUUCAAGGUUGGUUGAGGAGAGAUAGGGGGUUAAAGAAAUGCAAAGGAGGGUUAGUGGACAAGAGGCAGUAUUGGAGAUAUUCGAACAAGUUUGCAGUGGUUAAAGGAUGAAAUUGGGCAAUGGGUGAUUUGGGUGCUGCCUUGAAAGAUACAUCAUUGUGUCCUUUUUUAGGAUAAAGCCCAGGUGGAUUUGGAACCUAGUAAACUCCCCAACAGGAAAAUAUUAUGCUGUCAAUACAUUUCCCACAAUGUAACAGUAUCACGCCAUUACGGCUCACGCCAGAAUGAAUCCUAAUAACUACAGGUCCCCUAACAGCUAUAUUUAAUUAAAGUAAUGAAUGAAUUAACAAUUUAAGCCUAAAGUAUAUUUUAUCUAAUAUAUAGUCAGAAACACACAGAUUUUUGAGUCUUUUAAUAUGUAUUCUUAGAAAACAAUUCAUAUCUUAAAUAAAUAACUGGUAGCCAAGGAUACCAUCUUAUUCAUUUUUAAUCAUAAUCACGGAGCUCUGAAACCAAACAUAGAUUUCUAAAUGUAUUACACUAAUUGUACUUGCAAAUUCUACAAUUUAAAUUCUCUUCCACAAAGCUAUUGGCUCAUGUUAUCGUUCCAAUUAGCCUUUCAGCAUUGCAUUAGUCCCUGGUCAUUGCAUAAUCCUUGUUCAGCUCUCAAAUGGUUUCUUUUCUAAUCAAUACUACCCGGUAGGAUUCUUGAAGGUUAAGACUGAUGCGAAGCAUAAUGAAAACAGACAGGUUUUUUGUAUUGAGAACAGGUUAGCAAAUGAUCACAAUACCCAAUGGUGUAGAUAAUACAUAGUUCCUGGGUUUUUUUUUUUUUAUCAAUGUAGGAUUGCUUAAUCAGAGCUAAUCCAAUGCAAUGGUAAUAGGGUGCUGGCAUCAUAGGCUACUGAUUCUCAAACUUGCGAGCCAACUGCCACAUUAAAUAGCCACGUAUAUUGGGGUCAAUAUGAUACCCACAUUACUAUAAGGGGGGUUGUAGGCCUCCUACAUGGCCCCACCUGCCAAAAGUAGAGACUGGAGAGCCAUUAAAAGUUAGAUCCAUCUUCGAUUGUCUUUAUAAUGAGUUUAACAAGUGAAUGAAAGCGGUAAUAAGCGGUUUCACUGACUUAAAAGUUUUAUACCUUCCCUGUACCCCGCUCUCCAUGUUGCAAGUGGGGGCAUGUAUGCCAAACAGCCAGUGGCUGCUCACUGUAAUGGCCAAAUGAACCGAAUUAUAUUCUGUCAGUGAGACAUUCGGACAUUUGAUAAGGAAAAUUUGAAUUCAUUCUCCGACUAAAUGACUGAAACAUUUCAGGCUAUUUUGUCAUUCUUAAGUAUACAUAUGUACAUGUCUACUAAUAAAAAAGUCUUAUUGGACAUCCUUAUAGUAAGCCAUAGUUAAUGGGGUUAGAACUAUUUAGUAUUUAAUGGUCUGGGCACUUCUAUGGUACUAUAGAUAAGAGAGGUGGCAUAUUAAUGGGCCAGUGGAUUGUGGACAUUCUGUCUUUACUAUAAUAGUCCCUUGAUUAGUCUAUGGGUUUAUGGAACCCAGUCUUAAUGUAUCACUACACAUCACACGUUGGGCAGGCUCAUGUUUUAAGCUUCUGAAUUCAGAAUGAGAUUUUUAAUGAGUGGAUGUCCACAUACUUUUGGUCAGUCUGUCGUCUUCGUAUACACUGUUGCUCUAUAGAUUAUUGUAGUCAGGGAUGCCAUCAAAACUGUUAAAUCUACAUGCUGGUAGUCUGGGACCCACACAUGCGCGAACACACACCUCUCCUCCAUUAACCAUCUCAUCAUUUACAUCCAUCCUGUCCUUCUUCCUCUCCAUACAAGAACAUCAAGUAAUGCUUUGUAACAGGAGGCUUGCUGAGUGCCCUGUAAUUGAGUUGUGUGCCCUUGUUUGCAUGGAAGCCAGAAGGCUUAGUUGCUUAUUUCGGUCGCUUAAAGUUGCAUGAUCUGUACUCCUAGUUUGUAACUAUACACAAUGCAUUAGACAGUGUUAAAGAGAAAUGCAUCACUUUGAAUGAGACAGUUGCUUCACUCACUGCAAGCUGAAAAAAAGCAGAUAAAUGUGAUUUUUUUUUUUCCAUACUUAAUUCAUCUUUCUUAUACUUUCUACACCCACUCCAGCAGGGAGACUGAUCUAAAAAAUCAGUGUCCUAUCCCUAGGAAUACUGAAAAAGUUCAAUAGUCAUGUCUGACAGAUUUACACAUGUGCAGUUGGAAGAUCUCCUCAUAUUACAACAUCCUGACAGGGGGAUAAGAGAGCGAGUCUGAUUAGCGUGUUCAUGUAAAGCAGGCUCCGGUGUCGGAAUUAUAUCUCCUGGUGCUGCACAAUGAUGUCUUCUUUCCCCCACUAGUGGAUUGGCCUGAAACUGAGGUGGUGGCACUGAGUAAACUCCCUUAGCUGAGAGGUGUGCCCAACAAUGCAAUCUAACCAAAUUUAUGAUCAGUCUAUAAACAUUUAUUACAUACUUUUCAAAAAAAAUUUGCUUUAUUUUGGCUUGUAUAUUUGUUUAUUUAAGUACUUCCAUGCUGGUUUAAAAUAAAUAAUUGUCAAGUGAUGCAUGUUCCCUUAAGUUACCUCAACAGUUACGUUACCUCCUAGGAAGAAUUUAGAAGCAUUGUAGAAAGUGCAAGAGGGCAUUCUUACACAUAAUGGGGAUAAAAUACUUACCAUUAAAGAUGGAUUGCAGUAAAUGGAAAGUGAAAACCAAAAAACUUUAAAAAAAAAAGUUUAACAAGGCAAUUUAGGACAGGACAAAGGUAUAUAAUACAUAUUUUUCUAUAUAUGAAUUUUAUCAAGUUUUUUCUGAAAGAGUCAAUACUUAUAAACAGAGCAUGUUUGAGCGUAGGAGUAUAGAGAAAAAACAGAGACAAAGAGUUAUUAUACAGUAAAUAGACUCUUGUAAAUCAUAUUGUAAAGAAAAUGGAUUCAAAGAAAUGCCAGGUUUCAAAUUAUACUAUAUGUGUCGCGAAUGCCAAAGAAACCCCAGAGGGAAAUAAAUGUGUGAACGAAAUCUGCAGGAUCAAAAACUGUUCAGGCAAACAAAUCCAUGUAUAAACUAAAGUGAUAAAUGCAAAAUCAAACAUUUACAUGAUUUUUUCCUUAGAAUUAUAAAAACACUGUUUUUAAAAAAUAUAUAUCUUUCCCGUGUUUAUUUUAUAAAGCGCUUAUCCAGAGAGAUUUUAAAACAUGUAAGAUUUUACAACAGCCAUAAUGAGAUGUAUUCACUAAACGUGAAAUUCGCAAUUGAAAAUUUGGCUGGUUGUAUUCAGUUCAGUUCUCCUAUAUUCAGUUGUUGUGGUUCGCUAUAACGACUAACGACCGAAUGCUACCCGAAAGAAGUCGAGUGGAUCCCAGCUAUUUUCAAACUGAUUUAUUCGCUGCAGUGAGAUUUAUUAGAAAGUAGUUUAGCUCUACUGCAGCUGAAUUUCACUGCAGCAAGAACAAUUAAAUUGGACUGGGAGUAGGGUUACCCAUUGACAGAUAUAAAAUACAGAAGCAUAUGCAGGCAUGUCUUUUAGGGCUUACAAGAGCUGAUGGCCAAAUGCAAGGCCAAUAGGUGACAUCAGAAAUCAUGUGUUCCUAACACUCUGAGUGGAGUUGAAAGGUGUUUAAACUUACCUUUUUUCCAUCACUGCACCAGUCUCAUUGUGGCUGGCCCCUCCUCCAAUGCUGAGAACAUCAAUCUUGAUUAUCUCAGUCAAUCCAUCAUUUUCCUAUAGGAAAGCAUUGCUAGGCUAUUGCUCAUGCGCCGCAAAACGCAGCGCCAUUCGGCAUCUCCUAAUAGAGAUACAUUAAAUUAAUGUGUCUCAAUGGGGUGCUUUCAGCAUCUCAAUGCAGAGCGUGGAGACACUGAACGUAGGUGCUGCACAUUGUGCAGCACUGAAAUAGGAAGCACCUCUAGUGGCCGUCUGAGGGACUAAGUUACUACGCAGCAAUGUAAACACUGCCUUUUCUCUGAGAAGACAGUGUUUACAUUGAAAAGCCUGCAGGGACAGGUUAUAGAUACCAGAAUGUAGCGGUUCUGGUGACUAUAGUGUCCCUUAAUGAGCUACAUAGUCAUACAAUGGGCUAUUUCUGAAGAAAGAAUUCCAGCUUCCACUGCAAGGAUCACACAGGAACGGACGGGCAAGUUAUGAACAGGCCAACAGGACUGCAGACAAGCUGAUAAGGACAACUGUCACCUCAAAAAUAUUUUUUUACUAAUCCUUUCAUUAAGUAUUUACAUUUUUUACAAUUAAGUGUAUGUAAAAAAAAUGAGAACAACUAUUUGUUGUGAGGAAAUCAUCUUUAAAACCUUAAAGGACAACUUUCACCUCAAAAUAUGUUUUUAUUAUAAUAAUCCAUUCAUGUGUUUUUUCUCAUUUUUUACAUAUAUUUAAUUUAAAAAAAUCUAUUUGCUUUCAUUACUUGAUAAAAAGAUUGUUAUGUUAAAUUAUUAUAUAUUAUUAUAUUAAAAAAAUUUUUUUUGAGGUGACAGUUGUCAUUUAAGGUUCUGAAGAUGAAUUCCUUGAGGGAGCCUUUUGCCAUCAAUGACAGAGCUGAAGACGCCUGCGGACGGUGGGGUCAUAUUGUUGGAGGAGUUGGAUGUGGCUUGAGUUGCAGAAACCGAUGAUUGGGAGUUCUGUUGUGUAGCGCUUUUGCAGCGAUAUUUUAGCAAACUGGCUUCUGACGUCGAAUAAAAUCAUUAACAAUAACUGCGUUCAGUCUAAUAUGUCUGUCAUGUACUACAGCUGGAUUUUAAAUUGUCCUCCUACCUCCAUUAAUUAUGGUUGAGUUUCAACUAAACUCCUCUUCGAGUAGAACAGUCCUUGCAUUUAAUCAGCCUCUAUUAAAAACCCAACCAUUUCAUGCAAAUUGGCGAACUGCUAAUUACGAAGGAGAGAUACAUACUUCACAAAGAAAGACAUUUAAUUUACAGCCCGUAUCAAAUUGGGAAAACAGAAUGAAUAUUACUUUACAGCGUGUUCUGUUUAAAUUUUAACUGUUUAAAUACCAGCCAAUGUCAAGAUUAUCCACUAAAGGUUGAUUUCUCAGGAAUUCCAAGUUUGCGAUACAUUUUUAGGCCAAAAGAGACAAAUUGGAAGAAUUCCAAAUCCUAAAGGCAGCUGUGUUUUCAGUUGAGCUAUUUUGGCAUUGAAUUUCAAAUUCACUUUGAUUCUUGACAUUUUACACAAGUUAAGCUUGCACCUGCUAACCAUGCAAUGGUAACAAUGUACAGGGCAUUUAUGCACGUUGACAGGUAAUCAUUCUUUUUGGUGCGUUAUUUUAAAAUACAGAAGUGGUAGUUACCAGGUAUUAGUCCAAAUAAUAUGACCUUUUUAGUGUCUUGAAGUGGUCACUGUGCCUGGAGUCUGUAUGUGCAGUGUUUUUUUUAUUUUUUUUCAUUCAAAGUUUUCAUUGUAGAGUAUCUAUAGUGUAGAACAGUUAGUUAUCCCUUGGUUCUAGAAACUGUUACAUAGUUACAUAGUUACAUAGCUGAAAAGAGACUUGCAUCCAUCAAGUUCAGCCUUCCUCACAUUUGUUUUUGGCUGUUGAUCCAAAAGAAGGCAAAAAAACCCCAGUUUGAAGCACAAUUUUGCAACAAGCUAGGGAAAACAUUCCUUCUUGACCCCAGAAUGGCAGUCAGAUUUAUCCUUGGAUCAAGCAGUUAUUACCCUACAUUGAAAGAUUAUAUCCUUGAAUAUUCUGUUUUUGCAAGUAUGCAUCUAGUAGCUGUUUGAACAUCUGUAUGGACUCUGAUAAAACCACUUCUUCAGGCAGAGAAUUCCACAUCCUGAUUGUUCUUACAGUAAAAAAACUUUCCUUUGCCUUAGACGAAAUCUUCUUUCUUCCAGUCUAGACACAUGGCCUCGUGUCCUAUGUAAAAUCCGGUUUGUGAAUAGAUUUCCACACAAUGGUUUGUAUUGGCCCCAAAUAUAUUUGUAUAAUGUUAUCAUAUCCCCUCUCAGGCGACGUUUUGCUAAACUAAAUAGGUUUAAAUUUGUUAACCUUUUUUUAUAGCUGAUAUGUUCCAUUCCUUUUAUUAAUUUUGUAGCCCGCCACUGCACUUUUUCUAGUGCCAUAAUAUCCUUCUUUAGAACAGGUGCCCAAAAUUGCACAGCAUAUUCAAUAUGUGGUCUUACCAGUGAUUUAUAAAGAGGCAAAUAGAUUUUCUCGUCCUGAGAAUGAAUGCCCUUUUUCAUGCAUGACAAUACCUUACUGGCUUUUGCCACUGCUGAUUGACAUUGCACAUUGUUGCAUAGUUUGUUGUCUAUAACAAUUCCCAAGUCCUUUUCGUGUGUUGUUAUCCCCAAUUCGCUUCCAUUAAGGGUAUACGUUGCUUGUGUAUUCUUUACGCCGAAGUGCAUAACUUUGCAUUUUUCAACAUUUAAUUUCAUCUGCCAUUUGUGUGCCCCGUCCCCCAGUCUUUCUAAAUCCCUUUGCAGCAAAGUAAUAUCUUGCUCACAUUGUAUUAUUUUUCAAAGUUUUGUGUCAUCUGCAAACACUGAAACAUGACUUUCAAUGCUGUCUUCAAGCUCAUUUAUAAAUAUGUAAAAUAGAAGGGGUCCCAGAACAGACCCCUGAGGGACACCACUUGCCACCUCUGUCCAGCUUGAAAAUUUACCAUUAAUGACAACUCUUUUUAAGCCAAUGUUCUACCUAAGAACAAGCAUUUUCAUCUAGACUGAUUUCCUUAAAUUUGAAGACUAACCUAUUGUGAGGAACAGUAUCAAAUGCCUUGGUAAAAUCCAAAUAGAUCACAUCCACUGCAACACCCUGAUCUAUACUUCUACUUACUUCUUCAUAGAACGCAAUCAAGUUAGUUUGACAUGACCUGUGCUCAGGGGUGUAUUAGCCACGAGGCAAACAAGGCAUUUGCCUUGGGCGACAUUUUUCAGGGGGCGGCAAAAAACACCACCCCCAAAAUGCCCAGGGCAAAUGUCUUGUUAGCCUCACAGCUAACUGACCUGGUGGGCGCUGGGCGGGCGGCUGGCGAGGGAGCUCUUCCUAUGAGCGGUCUGCUCAGCUCCCUCGCGGCCGCAGAGUGAGUCUGGGAGCCGGGUCGAUGACUGAUGUGAGUGAUUGUGUGUGUCUGACUGUGUGUGUGUGUGUGCGUGUCUGACUGUGUGUGUGUGUGUUUGUGUCUGACUGUGUGUGUGUUUAUGUCUGACUGUGUGUGUGUGUUUGUGUCUGACUGUGUGUGUGUGUGUGACUGUGUGUGUGUGUGUGUGUGUGUGUCUGACUGUGUGUGUGUUUGUGUCUGACUGUGUGUGUGUCUGACUGUGUGUGUGUGCGUGUGUGUGACGUGUGUGUGUGUCUGACUGUGUGUGUGCGUUUCAGUUCGACUGUGUGUGUGUGUGUCUGACUGUGUGUGUGUGUGUGUGUGUCUGACUGUGUGUGUGUGUGUGUGUGUGUGUGUGUGUGUGUCUGAUGUCUGACUGUGUGUUUGUGUCUGACUGUGUGUGUGUGUUUGUGUCUGACUGUGUGUUUGCGUCUGACCGUGUGUGUGUGUGUGUCUGACUGUGUGUGUGUGUGUGUGACUGUGUGUGUGUGUGUCUGACUGACUGUGUGUGUGUGUGUCUGACUGUGUGUGUGUGUUUGUGUCUGACUGUGUGUGUCUGACGUGUUUGUGUGUGUGUCUGACUGUGUGUGUGUGUGUGUGUGUGUCUGACUGUGUAUGUGUCUGUGUGUCUGUGUAUGUGUCUGUGUAUGUGUCUGACUGUGUGUGUCUGACUGUGUGUGUGUCUGACUGUGUGUGUGUCUGACUGUGUGUGUGUUUCUGUCUGACUGUGUGUGUCUGACUGUGUGUGUGUCUGACUCUGUGUGUGUCUGACUGUGUGUGUGUGUGUUUGUGUCUGACUGUGUGUGUUUGUGUCUGACUGUGUGUGUGUCUGUCUGUCUGUGUGUGCGUGUGUGUGUCUGACUGUGUCUGACUGUGAGUUUGUGUCUGAGUGUGUGUGUGUGUCUGACUGUGUGUUUGUGUCUGACUGUGUGUUUGUGUCUGACUGUGUGUGUGUGUGUUUGUGUCUGACUGUGUGUGUGUGUGUUUGUGUCUGACUGUGUGUAUGUCUGACUCUUUGUGUGUGUAUUUAGAAGGUGGGGCGGGGGGGAAGGGUUGCGUGGGGGUGGUGCGGGGGUGCCUGAGUUUUGUCCUGCCUAGGGCAGCACAAAACCAGGAUACACCACUGCUUGUGCUUCAUAAAACCGUGCUGAUUUUCGCUGAUAACCAUGUUCUUCUCAAGGAAUUCUUGAAUAUUAUCCCUUAAUAACCUUUCAAAUAUUUUACCAGCCACAGAAGUUAAGCUCACAGGUCUAUAAUUUCCAGGCAAGGAUUCUGAACCCUUUUUGAAUAUAGGAACCACAUCUGCCUUCCUCCAAUCCUCCGGAACACUUCCUGAAAGAAAAGAAUCUUGAAAGAUUAAAAACAGAGGUUCACUUAUUUCUGCACUUAGUUCCUUAAGUACACGUGGAUGGAUACCGUCAGGCCCUGGAGCUUUGUUUAUAUUAACUUUCUUUAGUUGCUGCAGCACCUUGUCUUGAGUUAACCAAUUACAAUUAUUCUGCAAGUUUUAGUAGCAAUCAUUUGCACAUCUAUUGCCAUGGGUUCUUCCUUAAUAUAUACGGAGGAUAAAUAGUUAUUUAAAAUUUCUACCUUUUCCUGGUCUUCAUUAACUAACACCCCCGUUUCAGUUUUUAGUGUACCUACACUUUUUUAUUUUUGGCUUUUUUAGAAUUUAUGUACUUAAAAAAUGCUUUGGGGUUGGUUUUGCUCUCUUCAGCUAUCAUUUUUUCAUUUUGAAGUUUAGCAAGUCUAAUUGCCUUUUUGCACGCAUUAUUUGCUUCCUUAUAUCUUUUAUAAGAUGCAUCUGAUUUGUCCGAUUGAAAUGCUUUAAAUGCCCUUUGCUUCUAUUUUUAAUCUCUUGUUUUACUUCUCUACUAAGUCACAUUGGUUUUAAUUUGUUUAUUUUAUAUUUAUUUCCCAUUGGUACAUACUGAGAAAUGUACCUUUCUAAUAUUUGUUGGAAGAUGAUCCAUUUAUCCUCAGUGUUCUUUUCACUAAAGAGUUUAUGCCAGUCAAUAUAUUGUAAAGCUUCCCUUAACUUAUUGAAAUUGGCCUUUUUAAAAUUAUAUGUUUUAGUAUACCCCAUGUGCUUUUGUUUUUUUGAGUUUAUUUCAAAGGACACUAUAUUGUGAUCACUAUUUCCCAAGUGCUCACCUACUUGAAUGUUGGUCAAAAGAUCAACGUUGUUUGUUAAAACCAGGUCCUUACAAGCAUCCAUUCUAGUUGGUGCUUGCACAAGUUGUGACAUGAAGGUGUCAUUUAACAAGUUUAAAAACCUAAUUCCCUUUGCUGAGCUACUAGUCCCUCUGUCCCAAUUUAUGUCCGGUAAUUAAAAUCUCCAAUAAUUAAAGUGUUACCCAGAUUUGCAGCUUUCUCAAUUUGCUCAGACAGCUGUUGUUCCUCGUCAAUAUUAACGUUAGGUGGUAUAUCCCAACCAAUAGUUGGUUUCCCUUCUUUUCCCCCAAGCAGAUAUUUACCCAUAAAGCUUCCACAUUUUCCUCAUCACAUUCCAUUUGCUUAAGAUUUGGCUUUAAAUCAUGGUUGACAUACAAACAUACCCCACCACCCUUCUUGUUUUUCCUAUCCUUCCUAAAUAACAUGUACCCAUUUAAGUUAACUGCCCAGUCAUGUGUCUCAUUCCACCAUGUUUCAGUUAUGCCUAUUAUAUCAUAUUGUUUAGUGUAUGCUAAUGCCUCUAGUUCCCCCAUUUUGUUAUUUAGGCUCCUUGCAUUAGUAAGCAUACAUUUAAUAUUAUGCGUCACUUGUAUAUUUUGUGAAUUAUCAACAUUACAUAGCUUCUCUGUUCUGAGCUUGCCCCUCCCCCCAUCUCCACCCCCCUUAUACUGUGCUAAAGCCCAUCUCCUUUCUGUCCUAUCUCCAUUUUGUAGAUUGCUAUGACCCUCCCCCCCUACUACUAGUUUAAAAUCUCCUUCAACCUUCUAGCCAUCCUAUCCCCCAGCACUGCAGACCCUCUCCCGUUUAGGUGCAAUCCAUCACCACUAUAAAGGUUGUACCCAAUCGCAAAGUCGGCCCAGUGCUCUAAAAACCCCAAACCCUCCUUCCUGCACCAAGACUUAAGCCACGCAUUGACCUCUCUAAUCUCCCGCUGCCUUUCCACUGUAGCGCGUGGCACAGGUAAUAUCUCAGAGAAUACCACCUUGGAGGUCCUUUUCUUAAGUUUGCUACCUAAUUUCCUGAAAUCAUUCUUUAGGACCUUCCAUCUUCCUCUUACUUUGUCAUUGGUACCAACAUGGACCAUGACCGCUGGGUCAUCCCCUAUUAUAUCUUUACACCAGUAAGUAAAUUCACAUGGGAUAUUUGGGAAAUAGCACAAAUGCACAUAGAUUAUUCUUCACAAGGCUGUCCUAGACAUAAGUAUGGAAGAUACAGUACCGCAGGAUUUAUCAUGUGUACAAUCCAUACAUUGCCUGUCUUAGUCGUAUCGAAUGAAGAAUAAUUGAAAUACGGAUCCAAAAAUAACUCAUUAAUUAGGAUUUCUAUAGUGUGUUCUGUGUAUUCUGUUUAAUGUGAGAAAGUUUAUAAUACUCUGCAGGGUAUGAAAUUUUACUCGUAGGCAGCGGCCUUCCCUGGCCUCCAGCUCUCCCUUCCCGAUCAUCCAAGGAUCCCCCCGGCUCCCUCUACAGUGCGAGGAUCAGUAGGAAAAGAAUGUAAGGCUGACCUGAGUGGGUCCCCCCACAUGAUGGGGAGGGUCUCUCCCCCUCCACCCCCAAUGUACAGAAGGAUAAAAGAGAAAGUCGGGAGCCAGGCAUGUUGAAGGGAGAAGGAGGAGGAAAAAAUAUAUUUAGGGGGAAGGGUAGGGGGGAGAUCAGUAGUACCCCCUCUGGGUUUUGUCCCGCCUCGUCUUGCUCCCCCCCACGAAGUCCGCAACCCCCAUCUCCGAGCGACAUAGCGUAGUUGGCAGGAAGAGGUUAGUCAUCAUCUACUCGCCAUUACUUCCAUAUGACCUGUGAUUUGUAUCCUUGGAUAUCCAUUGCGUCCAAUGAUGGAACCAUAUCUCAUGAUACAAUUGGUCUUUUCCAGACGCCGUGAGAUUGAGCUCCUCAAUCCCUCUUAUCUCCUCCACCCUAUUUGCAGUGUUUUACUUUUGUUGUACCAAACGCCAAAAGGUGGAACUGCACUCAAUCCAUAAACAAAGCCUGGGUGCAACCAAACUUGGGGCCACCACCAAGGCCCAAGAAGUAGUUUGCGGUCACUGAAGAAAAAGGUCCAGACACUCCACGGGUCUUUUUUAAGCUUGAAGACCCUAGAGUCAAAACGUUGUUGCUGGACACUGUAGUUCAGUAAAAUGCUGAUCUUAGCCAUGGAGUGCCUGGACCUUUUUCUUCAAUGACUGCAAUGUACCAUUUAUUGGCAGAGAGUGGUCAGCGAAUGCUGAAAUGGAGGAGACAGAAACGUCAGAACUUGGAACCUCUGAGCCAAGUGGGGACCCAGGUAAGAAAGCUUACUGUUGCUAAAUGUCUUGUCCCAUUACCGGGGAUCCAGACCAGGGUAUUCUUGGCAUCAUAACCACUACAGCUGCUAACACUGUAACGCAAGAUGAGAUUUGUAUGACAGAAACUGCAAUCAGAUUGAAGCUGUUUUAUGACAGAUUCCCACUUCAACUCAAUGAGAUAGGAUAUGUCAUCUGAAAUGAAAUGCCUUACAGACAUUUAACAUUAGGAGAGCAAUGAGCAAUGCAGUAAAAAAAAAUACACUGGACAAAUUCUAUCGGACUUUUUAUGAUCAUCAUUAUAUUUUUACUGCUAAACUGUACCGCUACAAAUAUUUCAGCUGAGAAUCUAGUCGCACGUAUACUUCCUGCCUCUCUCUAAAUCACCAUGACAGUCCUUUCGAUCUUUGUGUCAAUGUCCCAAGAAAAGCGCAGCGUGCAUUAUGAUAUUGUCAUCAUAUGCUUUUUUUUAUAAUUUUAUGUAUUUAUUUUUUACUUGUUACCUAUACACACAGUAAGCUGUCAGGUUAUCAAACUAUAGUUUAUAGAUCGCGGUUGUAGUUAUAAAUUGCUUAAUUUCUUUUUUUUUUCUUUUUUUUUUUUUUACCCCUUAAGGACCAAACUUCUGGAAUAAAAGGGAAUCAUGAAAUGUUACACAUGUAAUGUGUCCUCAAGGGGUUAAAGAAAUAUAAAGGUAUAUAUAAAGCUAAAUGUUACUGUAGCAGAGCUGCAUUAAAUCCCAAUAUCUCCGCUGGUAGAAUAAAGUAAUCCGAGAGAAGAGCUGAAUGAAGGCAAUAUCCCAAAUCCCCCAGUAACCGGACGAAACACAGUUCUGGGAGUCAACUGAGGCUUUAUUGAAAUGUCACCAAAUUUAUACGGUUGUCCCUGCACAGGGUUUCCAGACUGGGACAGCAGGGGUUUUACUCAAGUGGACUGUGUGGGAACCUGACCAUGCAAGGUCCUUUCCCAGCAUCCCCUGCUGUACAGGGCCAAUAAUUACAUCAUCAAGCACAGAUAAUUAUGUUAACAGUUGGUACAGUGAAAUCUGGUAUUAUACAUUAAAAUACAUAACUUCGGUAAUUUCCAACAUAUUUUCCUCAUUAGAUUGCAGGGAUCUGAAUGAACAAUCUCUCGAAUUGCCGCUCAGAUCCCUGCAGAAAUAGGCGAACGACACACAGAAAACCAUUGUUAGUGAACCGGGUCUAGAAAGGGAAAACUCGCGAACGGCUUUAAUUCACAGAAAGAGCGAGUUUCCCGAACACUAUGGAAGUCCAGCGGUGUUUGGAAAUCCAGUAGCCGAUUUGAGUUCCAGGCACUCGAUGACCAAACACAGCUGAACUCUUAGCGAACAAAGAUGGCUGCCGCCACGUGUUCGGUGCACGAACGGCGGCCACACACAUGAAGCCAAUUAACCGCUUGCAACAAUGUUGCAACUUGGCUAAUGAGAGACACACAACCUCACCGGGGUGGUCUCCCGUUCGGUAGUUAGGUAGUGUAGGUAGUUUCCCGAACAGUGUUGCAGAUUACUGUUCGGGAAACGGAUGCUGUAUCCCCAUAGACGAACAGUAAGGGAUACGGCCAUUUUAAAGUCCCGAACACAGUUCACAGUAAUAGAGUGUUUUACAGUCCCAAGUGGCUGGGCCUGCCACAGUUACUUAUUACAGGGAUCUGUAUCUGACUUUCCUGUUACUUAUUACAGGAUAGUCAGAUACGGAUUCCUGUAAUAAGUAACAGAUAGCUUUAUAUAUACCUUUAUUUUGGCUGUAUAAUUAUCUACAAACGUAACACUGAUGUCUGAGAACUAGAUGUGUUGGUUGCUCUAGGUUCUUAAUUAGAACAACCAUAUAAAUAACAUUUCCUUAAUAAUAAUUAAAAAUGCUGCCGUGUGAUUGGCUGUUAAAGGGCAACCAAACUGUCCACUUUCGUAAAUCCGUAUCACUACAAGAGUUCCUUCUGCCCGUGUCCACUUGUAUUUGAUUGCAUAGGGAGCCAAGUAGGGAUUUUCUAAAUUGGAAUUCCUGUGUCAAAGUAUUGGACACCAUAAUGCUCUGUGUGUUGGUUGGUUAUACGGGCACUAUUAGCACCAGUGGGGCUGGCCACCCAAUGGCACUCUUAAUUGUGGGCUUGUUGGAAUCUUGUGUGCUAAAAGAAGUAUGGCCAGUGGUCCUCACUGUGAUUUCCCUGGCCCCUAAAUAAAAAAAAAUACAAUUAAAAUUAAGUGUGUGUGUGUGAGGCUGUUUUUGUGCAUAUUAAUGUUUGUGUAUAUGAGUCUCUGUGUGUGAGCCUUUAUGUGUAUAUGAAUCUGUGUUUGUGUGGGAGUUUGCAAAUGAGUCUGCACACGUGUAUACAUGUGUGUUUGAGUCUUUGUAUCUGUUUAUGAAUUUUUGUGUCUGUGUAUGUGUCUGUGAAAAUGACGCGACGCAGGCGCACCAACAUCAUGACAUUAAUGACAACACAGCCAGCCAAAACGUUUGAAUUCAAAUUUGUGGUUAAAGAAACAGACUAUAAAAAAGCUUCGGAGGGCAUGGGUCAUUGCCCUGUUGUGGUUCUAAUUUUAGUUCCCAAUAGUGCUUGUAUUUUCUGUGUGUUUUUUAGUAUAUUGAUCUAUUCUGACUAUUCUCCUUUCUGUUAGCCCUGACUUGGCUUGACUUUCCUGAUUUCUGGUAUCCCUGACUCGGUUUGUCCCUGACCAUUCUCUAAACAACAAACGUAAAGACCGUCCACUCUAAGGACCGGCAUACGUUUACUUACGUCUAUUAUCUUUUACACUCUGCGUGUUGGGUCCAUAGGAAAUCGUGACAGUUCCUUUGUCAAAGUCACUCAGAUUUUUCACUUGCUCAUUUUUCCUGCUUCCAACACAUGAAAUUCAAGAAUUAACUGUUCACUUGCUGCGUAAUAUAUACUACCCAUUGACAGGUGCCAUCGUAACAAUAUAAUCAAUGUUAUUCACUUCAUCUGUCAAUGGUUUAAUGUUGUGGCGGAUAAGUGUAAACUAGCAGUGGAUUCCAUGUGUUACUAAAAAGAAUACAAGAACGAUAAAAAUAUAAAAUAUUGUUUUUUUUUUGUUUGUUUUUUAAGUUUAAUAUGUAAAUAUUAUAUAUUAUUGUAAUUACAUAAAUUCUCAGCUGAACAGCAUGUACACAACAUAAGGGGAAAUUUACAAAGAAAAUGUCCCUGACCGCUUUCCCAGAGUGGUCUGGGAAAUAUACAAAUUACCAUAGACAGAGCAUAGACACAUUGAAAUUUUUCCGAUUUUCAAUCCCACAUUUCAGUAGGCUUAUUUUGCAAAAAAACUGCUGUUUUAGAACAUUUCAUGCCAGUUAGAAUAACAAUGAACCAAUAUAUUUGUGUUUUAUGGGGCUCUUCAGUGUGAUACUGGAUUUAGUUUGUAUUUAUAAAUCUUUCUGACACUAUCAAGCUUGUAGUGAGAGAAAAAAGUGACAAAAACUCCCAGCUGACUUUAUACAUUUUCAAAUAAAAUAUUUUAUAUCGUCCUUACACCAUAAGGCAAAUUAGGAAUAAACUUGCCCAGACACAUCAGCUCUGAAAGAUAAACCAGUUAAUGUGAUACAGAAAAUUAUAGUAUAAAUCAAUGUAAAUGUAGAAAUCAGUGUACGAGAAACAUUAAAUGCUUGUAAUGAGUAUAAAAAAAUAAUAGUUUCACCUUGUAAAAUUUUCUUUUAACUUAUUUUUAUUCUCUCACUAACUGUUACAUAAAAUAUUCUUUUAUAGAAACCAGAUUGGAUUUUCCUCUGUAUCAGUAUGCUAAAAUUUAGUUUAAAGAACGUAUACUUAAAAUUCUGAUCAGUCUCUAUGUUUAUUAUUUUCAUAUUUUUGUUCGGCUCGGUCCUCAAAGAAACUCGCGCUCUUGCGCAUAUGUUUUUUGAAGUCGAUUUUCUACAAAGUAAUGUAGUUCAAUAAACAAUCCUACUGGAAUGUGUCUAAACAAGUGUAUGGGAUAUCACGUUUGAAAAGAUUAAUGCGUACAGUAUCUCAGCAGCUGUUGCAUAUGGGCUCGGCUAACACUCGUAGCUUCAAAAACAGUGCUGUGCUUGAUGCUAUAAUUUCCACUCACAUAUUUUCUGAAUAACAAUUUCAUAUGUUUCCUCUUUUUAUAAAGCAGAACAGUGAUAAUGAAUGUAUUCUAUACACAGAUUAUAUCGCUACAGUUGUUCUGUGUUUGUUUAACUAUUAACUCCUUCAGGGCCAACUCUGUUCAAUCAUAACAAUAUGUUUUUAAAGAUUCCUAUUCAAUAGCAAGUCAGUGCUAUAUAAGUAAGAGCAGAGACAUACCUAGACACCUCUACCUCCCCCUAUAAAAGAAUACUUGGUGGGGAUUACACCACCUACUCCUGUAUAGAGAUGUCGCGAACUGUUCGCGAACUGUCCGCCGGCGAACAAUAGCAUGUUCGCGUUGGGCGAACAUAUCCGAUUUCUGGUCCGCCCCCUAUACGUCAUCAUUGAAUAAACUUUGACCCGGAACCUCACAGUCAGCAGACACUUCCUGGGAGGGAGGGUCUGCUGCCGAUUGGGUGGAAUGUGUCUGCUGGCUGUGAGGUUCCGGGUCAAAGUUUACUCAAUGAUGACGUACAGGGGGCGGACCGGAAAUUGGAUAUGUUCGCCCAACGCGAACACGCUAUUGUUCGCCGGCGGACAGUUCGCGAACAGUUCGGCGGACAGUUCGCGACAUCUCUACUCCUGUAUCGUAGAGCUGGGUGCCUGCUCUAUAUAAUGUGAGUAAUUUUUUGUAUAUGUGUGCCCAGAUCCGAAGAAUUUAUGAUGCUGCUUUCACCACUGAUAUUGACUGUAUUUAUUGGACAAGGCUAUUGUGUGCGGUUACCUAGCAAGUCGUACUCCAGUUUUAUUAUUUACAUUUUUGGACUUUUGUUUCUUUUUGUUGUUGGAUACUUUUUUGGGGCUAGAGGGUAUACCAAAUCCUUAGGCGUCCUUUAAUCUUUUGUUUUGGUCACUUGGCGCUGAUCCACCUUUCCUCUUUUCUUUUAGCUUACUGCUAUCACCCCCAACCGCUGAACCAUAGAAUUUUUUUUGUGUAUCACAAAGCACCCCCAGCCCUUUUUGUUAGGGAAAUUACAUGCACAUACUGACAUUCAUAUAAACAUACAGUGAGGGAAAAAAGUAUUUGAUCCCCUGCUGAUUUUGAAUAUAUGCCCAUUGACAAAGAAAUGAUCAGUCUAUAAUUCUAAUGGUAGGUGUGUUUUAACCGUUAGAGACAGAAUAACAAAAAAGAAAAUAAAGAAAAUGGCAUGUCAAAAAAGUUACAAUUGAUUUGCAUGUUAAUGAGUGAAAUAAGUAUUUGACUCCUUUGACUUAGUACUUGGUGGCAAAACCCUUGUUGGCAAUCACAGAUGUCAGAUGUUUCUUGUAGCUGGCCACCAGGUUUGCACACAUCUCAGGAGGGAUUUUUUUCCAGUCCUCUUUGCAGAUCUUCUCCAAGUCAUUAAGGUUUCGAGGCUGACGUUUGGUAACUUGAACCUUCAGCUCCUUCCACAGAUUUUCUUUGGGAUAAAGGUCUGGAGACUGGCUAGGCCACUCCAUGACCUUAAUGUGCUUCUUCUUGAGCCACUCCUUUGUUGCCUUGGCUGUGUGUUUUGGGUCAUUGUCAUGCACGACCCAUUUUCAAUCCCUGGCUGAGGAAAGGAGGUUCUCACCCACAAUUUGAUGUCAAAUGGCCCCGUCCAUCGUCCCUUUGAUGUGGUACAGUUGUCCUGUCCCCUUAGCAGAAAAACACAACAAAAGCUUAAUGUUUCCACCUCCAUGUUUGACGGUGGGGAUUGUGUUCUUGGGGUCAUAGGCAACAUUCCUCCUCCUCCAAACACGGCGAGUUUAGUUGAUUCCAAAGAGCUCGAUUUUGGACUCAUCUGACCACAACACUUUCACCCAGUUCUCCUCUGAUUCAUUCAGAUGUUCAUUGGCAAACUUCAGACAGGCCUGUACAUGUGCUUUCAUGAGCAGGGGGACCUUGUGGGUGCUGGAGGAUUUCAGUCCUUCACGGCCUAGUGUGUUACCAAUUGUUUUCUUGGUGAUUAUGGUCCCAGCUGCCUUGAGAUCAUUAUCAAGAUCCUCCUGUGUAGUUCUGGGCUGAAUCCUCAACAUUCUCAGGAUCAUUGAAACUCCACGAGGUGAGAUCUUGCAUGGAGCACCAAACCAAGGGAGACUGACAGUUAUUUUGUGUUUCUUCCAUUUGUGAAUAAUCACACCAACUGUUGUCACCUUCUCACCAAGCUGCUUGGCGAUGGUCUUGUAGCCCAUUCCAGCCUUCUGUAGGUCUACAAUCUUGUCCCUGACUUCCUUGGACAGCUCUUUGGUCUUGGCCAUGGUGGAGAGUUUGGAAUCUGAUUGAUUGCUUCUGUAGACAGGUGUCUGACUCCCAAGUGUCUUUUAUACAGGUAACAAGCUGGGAUUAGGAGCGUGUUUAGGAGCUUUAAGAGAGUGCUCCUAAUCUCAGCUCAUUACCUGUAUAAAAGACAAUCACUUUAUAACUUUUUUUUCCAAAGGUGUUUUUCUGGAUUAGCUUUUUGUUAUUCCGUCUCUCACUGUUAAAAUACACCUACCAAUAAAAUUAUAGACUGAUCAUUUCUUUGUCAAUGGACAAACGCUCAUUUGCAGAUUCAUAGAUUCCUAUACACAUGCAGACUCAGACACAGAGACUCAUGCACACAAACUUAAUAUGCACACACACAGGCUCAUACACAAACACUUAUUUUUCAUUUGAUUUCUUUUUUUUAUUUUGUAGGUGGAGGAAAUUAUAGUGAGGUCCACCUAACCUCCAGUAUCUUACUUUGAAAGGGAGAGCUGGAGUGGAACGUCAUUCCUUGUGUCCAGUCAUUCAAUGCAAGGAUCUCUCUGCCAUGAUUACCCAGCUCCCUGCAGGUCUUCCCUGAUGCUGGGAUAAGCCAAGAAUAUGUAUAUACAAAAAACACACGCCUUUACCCUCAGUGUUAGGUGUGAAAUAAAAACACUUAUCUUGUAGAGAAAUGCACAGCCUUCCCUGAUGCUAUCCUGGAGUGAUGUCACACACAUGGGGGAAAAAUCAACACAGACAGCGGCAGAACGGGCACCUCCUGUGCUACACCCUUGCCAGCAAUGUACUGGUAGACAGGCGCCUCCUCUGGUUAGAAGAAACACCACUGGGAAGGAUACAUCAUAGUGGUAUAAAGUGUUUAGGAAUCGGACUGUGAUGGUAGCAAAACAAUUACAGGGAUCCAUAAGAGUUUAACAUGGCCAGAUUUAUACUCAGGGUUUUUCUAUAUAUAAACAACUGAGGCAUCUAUUAUGUUCAAUAUUUAGUUUAAAAUAAUCAAACCAAGAUCAAUCAUAUUUGCGUUGUUAAAUUAUUGAGCUGCAGGGAUACACUAAUAAAUCUAUGUAUGAAAAUGAGUGGCAUGAAUAGAAAUGGAUCAGGAUGUAGAAGGUCUAGUUUCGGGGCCAUCCUGCCUACCAGGCACCCUCCCUCCCCCAAACAACACGUACCUCCCCCAUGUUGCAGACACUAAACCUGUUCCUAUAUUCCUCUAGCCAAACCAGAAAGAGAUACCAGAUAUAUCGGAUAUUACUCAAAGAUCAGAAGGUCAUAAUAGGUCCCUUAAUAUGAUGCAUAUAGUACAUAUAGCUUCCUCUGUAAUGAGUAGUAUGAAUUUACUGCUUGUUAUUAUUUUUAGAAGAACUUUAGCAGGAUUCAGUUGAAUGCAGGACAGUAACUUUUAAUAGUAGACAAGUAUCAGAUUAACAGAACAGUGAAUGGCUACAGAGUCAGAAUCCGUAACAUCUUGCUACAGCUCCACAUAAUGUCCAGUCUGCCAAAUACACAUAUCAUGUAUGAUGAUUACAAAUGUUACUUUGGCCUUUAUCCAUUUUUGAAAACUGCCUUGCCUACCAAAGGGCUUUGUGAGGGACAGCUUAAAUAUGUAAUAUUAUUGCUGAGGCCAGUAAAAAACUAAAUCUAAACAUAAUUUCAUGAAUAAUUUCAGUUGUGUUUUGAAGAGUUUGUUGAGGUAAGUCCAAAACCAGAAGGCCUUAAAAUAAGAGACAGUGCUCCAAUCUCGGAGUCACGCAGAGCCAAACAGGACCCCCAGCAACGAACAGAAGUAGACAGAAGAGUAAUUUAGAACCGUACUCAUGAAAAGCUUUUAAUAUCCAAUUUCUCCUUUUUCCAUGUUAGUGAGUAAAAUAUGAUAUAAAUGAGAUACUUGUUAAUCAAAACAUCCAAAAUAGUAGCAUUCGUGUGUUAAGUUAAAAAAGGUAGACUAUUUUUUGGCACACAGAUGUGGACCAUAGUGUUGAUGUUCUCCGAAUAUUGUUACAACUCCUUUGUACCAUCACAUACAAGGAUUUGUAUGUGAUGAUACCUGUGUAUUGUACAAACUGAUGUGUAUAUGAUGUCAAUUAUCAAGGUUCUCUCUUUUGGCUGAUGCUACACCCCUCCGUGCACCUCGGUCACAAUUUCUUCUUCUUUCUCUACCCUCCUCCCCAUUCCAUCUUGGUUCUAAAAAUUCAACAAAACUUCCAAAUUUAAAUAGUAGCUAACCUUGGUUCAUUCAUUAAGCUGAAAAUUGCAGAACACUGACGAGGGAAUUGCAAAUUUUAAGGGGAAAUAGCUAAACUGGUAAAUAGUUGAGUUUGAGUAUUUGUUCCAAUUUGGUUACAAAAACUACUUGCAUUAUUCUUGUUCAUUUUUAAAAAUGCCCAGUUUUAUAAAAAUGCCCCUAGUUGAAACAUCCACAAAUUCCAGAAACCGCUAAUCUAGAUAGUUUAGAAAAGGGUUAAUGCCUUGCAAAAGAACAUUUUUAUAAUCUUAUGAUGCUCUGCGCAUUCUUAUAAAACUAACCUUAGGCUGUUUGGCCGCAUUCAAUCACAGCGUACAGGAAUUGUGUUGUAAUUAAGUUUACCACUGGAAUAUCCAAAACAUAAGCGCUCUGUAUUUUGUAAUUUUGCCUCUAGAGUCUCUUUCUCGCAGCAGUGUGGAACAGUGUUCCUUUGUUCCAGCCAAGUCACGAACAAUGUUGUUCUCUGCUGCAAUCCCAGUUACUCUUGUAUAUACAAGCUACUAUGGGAUAGUGAAUCGGAACAGCUGGUAUUAUGAGCAAACCGCUGUGAGCACGCUACAGCUAAGCCAGACUUUUAUGUGGAUCUUGCUGUGUGCUGAUUUUGUACUUGGGUACUUUAAUUAGUUUGCUGUCUUGUUUUAGAUAAUAGCUUCUGCGAGAGAAUAGCGAGUUUCUGUUUCACGAGCGCUGUUACGGUUUGUGUUGUAAUGCACAGGCAAAAUGGAUUAGAUGACAAAGGAAUUAUUGCAGCAAUUGCAGUGAUUUAUGAUAUUUGAUUGCAUCAAUUAUAGUACGUUUUAAUACUAUAAUCAUCUUGCAUAAUAGAACUCUAUUGUUACAUAAUUGCACAAUAAAAUCGCUUAUAAAGAUUAUGUGUUCCAUUCCCAGAGCUCAAAUAUUCAAGCAGUAGAGGAUUACACUGCAGGAGAAAUUGGACAAUGUACUCAGAGCUUCAUAUACAUAUACAAAGACCCGAUUGACGUUUCAACCCCAAUUGGGUCUUUCUCAAGAUCCAAGAAAGACCCACUUGGGGUCGAAACAUCGAUCGGGACUUUGUAUGUGUUUUUUUGAAUUCAUUAAAGUAACACAGUAAAUAAAAAAUAAAAAAUCCCUUGGAGUGCACCUUAAUUUUAGGACUAUCUUGUUAAAGAGGAUUUUCACCAGGGUACCAAUUUAUUAUUAUGAUUUAUGAGGUGAGUGUCAAGCUCUCUCUCUCUCUCUCUCUCUCUCUCUCUAUAUAUAUAUAUAUAUAUAUAUAUAUAUAUAUAUAUAUAUAUAGCACACUUCUCACUUGACCUAUGAAUAAAAUUAAUAUUUAGUUAUCUUUUUUUCAAAUUAAAAUUAUUAACACACACACACACACACCCCUCUCCCCAGAUUAUGUUGGACAUUGCACUUUUUGAUUACUAUGUAACAUAUAUAUAUAUAUAUAUAUAUAUAUAUAUAACAAAAAAAGCCUUGCACUCCUACCAAACUUUAAAUAGAACCCGGUGCUCGAUUGCACAAUAAAUACCAAGCAAAAGAAAAAUCAGCACUCCCAGGAUUUGUAAAUAAGCCAAAAAAAUACUUUACUCCACAGGUCAACGUUUCAGCUCCUCUUGGGAGCUUUCAUCAGGACAGCAUACAAAGCAUAAAUGAAAAACAACACAGCUUAAAUAGGGACAUAUAUCCAAUUAAAACUCACAAUCCAGGUGUGAUGAUGGAGAACCUCCCCUCCUCUCGAGCGUCCGCUCAAACACUAUCAAUUCCCGGCAUUUCCCCACUUCCUGCUCACGCCGUCACGUGAUAUACGUGACAUCACCACGUUCAUUACGUUGCCAUGGAGAUCGGGACGCCAUUGCGUCUAACAACGAUCUCCUCAGUUACUUCCUGAAUGGCUGCGUCGUCCGUAGUCAUAGUGAUACCGGACGCAUGCGUAUCUAGCUUGGAUAUUCCGGUCUCUACAUUUAUCCUCCACCAAGGAAGGAAUUAAAGCUGUAACCUGUGUAUAUACUAAAAUCUAGAGAGAGGGGAAGAAAAGGCCACAUAUACAAAACGAACCCCUAAAUCCUAUAAUAAAAACCAAAGGUUAAUGGUACUAUCCACCUCUAUGUGAAUACAAUAGUGACAACACCAAUAUUUAAGAUCCAAACAACGAUCCCAUGUUCUAUAAAAAUUAUAACUAACCCACUAAUAACAUACUGAGCUAAUAAUUAACAUACUGUGAAAUAACCUUAAGCAAGGUGUUAUAAAGAUAGACAAUAAUGUCAUUAGCAAUAUGUGUAUAUGAUUGUGGUAAUAUUCAUAUUUGGACAUCCAUAAGGAUGUAUCCUUAAUCAUGUGUCAAACUCAUGAUCGAUUAUACAUCUAUCCAAACUUUAAAGUGCACGUGCAUAUAUACUUGUGGACACCUCAUCCCUUGCAAAAGUUUCAAUCAUCCACACACGGGACAAAUAUUCAGAAUACAAUAUAGAAUCAAUUGUCGGACUGACUUUGUUAUUUAUAAGUUGUCCUGUCCUUGUGGGCUUAAUUACGUUGGAAAAACGGAGACCGCCCUCUGUGAGAGGAUAAGAGGACAUAGGUCGAGUAUUAGAUUAGCCUACAGGGAUAAUAAGUCUGACAAACCGGUCGCACGACAUUUUUUGGAAAAAGGUCAUCCCCUCACAUCAUUGAAAUGUGUGGCGAUAGACCAUGUCCCAGUUUCCAGAAGAGGUGGCAAUAGACAAGAAAGACUUUUGCAAAGAGAAACAUGGUGGAUUAAGAAACUGGGAACUCUAGCUCCAAAUGGACUAAAUGAAAAACUGUCCUUUGUUGCCUUUUUAUAAUUAAAGGGGGCGUGCGAUAGUGGGAUGACAAUUAGAAAAUAUUGUGGUCCUGCUUAGAUGCAUGCCAGCCCCUUUUUGAAUUUUUCAAUUCUUCUACUUUUUAAAUCAUUGUUUAUUAUUAGAUACAUUUUAUGUUGAGAAUUUGUCAUGCUUUAGACUUUUCUAAAUUGGGACUUCCAAUCCAGGUUGUGCUGAAUCGUCCACAUAUGAUAUGCCCUUUUCCUGUUUGGGGUUUUUAUUGGUACAAUAAGGGACUUACUUGUGUCCUUUUGUCAGAUGUUCUGUCCAAUAGGGAUUUAGGACAUAGAUGACUAUAUGAAUUUAUGGAUUGGCAUGGAGUUAAUCUUGGAUUCUAGGCACUGUUUCACUUUAAUUACUGAUAUUGUCUAUUAUUGUUUUUCACGCAAAUAUAUGCACGUGCACUUUAAAGUUUGGAUAGAUGUAUAAUCGAUCAUGAGUUUGACACAUGAUUAAGGAUACAUCCUUAUGGAUGUCCAAAUAUGAAUAUUACCACAAUCAUAUACACAUAUUGCUAACGACAUUAUUGUCUAUCUUUAUAACACCUUGCUUAAGGUUUUUUCACAGUAUGUUAAUUAUUAGCUCAGUAUGUUAUUAGUGGGUUAGUUAUAAUUUUUAUAGAACAUGGGAUCGUUGUUAGGAUCUUAAAUAUUGGUGUUGUCACUAUUGUAUUCACAUAGAGGUGGAUAGUACCAUUAACCUUUGGUUUUUAUUAUAGGAAUUAGGGGUUCGUUUUGUAUAUGUGGCCUUUUCUUCCCCUCUCUCUAGAUUUUAGUAUAUACACAGGUUACAGCUUUAAUUCCUUCCUUGGUGGAGGAUAAAUGUAGAGACCGGAAUAUCCAAGCUAGAUACGCAUGCGUCCGGUAUCACUAUGACUACGGACGACGCAGCCAUUCAGGAAGUAACUGAGGAGAUCGUUGUUAGACGCAAUGGCGUCCCGAUCUCCAUGGCAACGUAAUGAACGUGGUGAUGUCACGUAUAUCACGUGACGGCGUGAGCAGGAAGUGGGGAAAUGCCGGGAAUUGAUAGCGUUUGAGCGGACGCUCGAGAGGAGGGGAGGUUCUCCAUCAGCACACCUGGAUUGUGAGUUUUAAUUGGAUUUAUGUCCCUAUUUAAGCUGUGUUGCUUUUCAUUUAUGCUUUGUAUGCUGUCCUGAUGAAAGCUCCCAAGAGGAGCUGAAACGUUGACCUGUGGAGUAAAGUAUUUUUUUGGCUUAUUUACAAAUCCUGGGAGUGCUGAUUUUUCUUUUGCUUGGUAUAUAUAUAUAUAUAUUAGCUCAGAAUUCAGAAAUGCUAUUGAACACUGAUCGGUCCAAAUUCAGCCACAUUGUAGUUUGGUCUCAAACAAAUCUUCAUGUCUAGUUUCAAUGUUUAUGGUGUCCGGAAUUUAGAGGUAUGGUACAGGUAGAAAUAUGUGAUAUAAGAAAGAGAUUAGUUGAGAGAUCUAACUCACAUUCUCCCUGUAAAGUUGAGCUUAUUAUACACAGGAUGUAGUAAGCUAGUUUAGUGGGUUAAUGCACCUGCCAUAGAAAUCUAUGUGUGUCCUUCACUGACCUAUGAACGUUGAAAUAUUUGUAGAAUUUGUUAACUGGUCAUUACAUGACUUUUUUUAGAUUACUUUUAUUUAACACGUUUUGUUAACCACAGCUAUUAAAAACACAAACAUUUUUAUUUUAUUUUGGCACGAUGCUCAUGAAAGAGACCUCCGCAGCCAAUCACUAUCAGUUUGAGGUUCCCUAAAUAGUCGCAAAUAGUCGUACAGAGCUAAGAGAGGAUUAAUGGGUUUGAGUGGAUGAGGGAUGGGGAUGAUUUUGAUGACCUAUGCGUUUUCUUGCUUUACCACAGAUCACCAUGUAGGAAUAUAAUGUAUUUCACUCCUUUAAGGGACAUUGAAGUUCUUGAUAAUGCACCAUAACAUUCUUAUGGAGUUAAUGCUUAUUUCACAGGAUUCACCGAAUUCAUAAUGACAAAAGGCCAUUUUUUUACCUGCUGGCUUUUAAACCUGUGACUUUUGGGUUACAAAUCUAUUACUACGGCAAGAGUGAGACACAAAUGAGCAAUUUUAUCCACUACACGUGUGUUUAAUUACCUUAUGGCAGAAUAACUUGUAGUCUGAUAAUGACCAAUUAACAAUAGUAAUAAUAAUAAUGGGAAAAUGCUAAACUUCUCAUAUAGAACUUGUAUACCUGAUAGGACACAAAGUGCUUAGAGUACACUCUCAAUUUUUUUUUUUAAAGUUGUUACCUGCAUAAAACUCUAUAACAAUUAAAGUUUACAUUCAUUUUCAGCUGACAUAAGUUGAACAGGCACAUAUAUAACAUCUCAUUUAAUUAGUCAAUCGGUAACUUCAGUAUAUGCAACAUGUGAGUGUUAUCACAAGUAAUAAACUUUCAACAUUAAUGACACAAGUUGCUAAAGUAGACAUUUGAUAUUGAUAUGAAGUGGGACAAAAUGAUCGCUUGGAGUGCCAAACAGAAAAGAAAAAUGGCAGGUGUCAUAAGCAAAUCUGAGAAACUACAGAUUGUUUGACCACCGACAGUGGCUCAAAUAAAGUGAGAGCAGUUUCCUGCUUUUAUAACUUUUAACUUUCAGUUUAUAGUCUGCAGAGAUUGCACCAACGAAGCAUUAUACUGCCUUGUGGUAGAAAACAAGCAAACAUAAAGGCUCACUCCCAUCAUACCAUGCCAGUUAAUUUAUGUCCUACAGAGGAGAAACUUGGUGUCACAUACAGAGAAAGGGAAAAGAGAAUUGAAGGGUUCUCCCACAUCCCGGGAAAACACCAAGCGCCGACAGGCACCCACCACACACUCCACUUGUAGCUGCUCUCCUAAAACUGGGGGUAACCCUUACAGAAAAUACCAAACAAUACAAAAAAUUCCACGGACUCCUACAAAUAGAGGAGAACUAUGGUGGGGAGCACAAUAAAGAAAAAAGGGGUACCCUAACUAUUUUUCCCCCAUUCUUUGUCUUUCCCUUCCCCCUUUCUUUUUCCUUCCCUCCAUUUGGUGUUAGUAUUUGUAUUCAUUCAAUUUGCAUGGAAGAACAGAAAUACAAUAGUGUAUGGGAAAGAAAGUACAGUGGUACAUGAAUUCACCACUUAUGACCCGGUAGUGUUGUGGUACACUGUUGGUUUGGUUGUAGAUAUGACAGGCAGGAACAAUGUGAACUAGGAGAUCUUCUCAGGCUUAGUGGCUUCGUAGAUAAGGCCUAUAUUGAGAGGCAUGAUCACCGAACUACAUCGUACACUUUCUAACUUUAAGCUAUUGGAGGUACCACUGGUUUUAUUAUGCUAGUCAUCAGGUAGAUAGUCUGUCCAGCUGUUGGUGGGUGAAUAAAUAUACUUUGCGACGGCCUCAAUGUAGGUUUCAGUAUACCUUUCAGGUGUGCCACCUCCUCCUUUAUUAUGUUUGCCUAUCUUUGAUUUCUUACCCUAUGCGUACCAUAUCGAGCAUAUGUGUGCGUGGAUAAGAACUGUGCUAAGUUGGAGGGGGAGGGGGGUAAGUUAAGUGUAUAUAUGGUGUACACUCUCAAAUUUAACCCAAUCAAAAUGUAACCCAAUUUAGAAAUUAAUAAUAUGGGAGCACAAUAAAACAUUAAAAAAUGCAUAAAAAGACCAGGUAAUCAAUAUGUCUUGCUUGGCUGAUGAAACGAUAGAAACCAGCACUGUAGUUUAAGCUAAGAUGGGUCUCCUAAUGAUGUUUUCCCUGUAAAUGGAGCAUGUCACUGCUAAGUGCUACAAAUCGCAAUGUUUCUUGUGCUCCCGGCAUUCUGAAAAAACCAAACAAGCUUAGAAAGAGUAUCAGAUCGAUGUGUGGAGAGGAUCAUAUGCUGAGCCUCUGCUUAUAUAGUCAACACGUAUGACAGAUAUCCAGUGUGCUGUCCCUGACUGCUGAGAUAUAUGGUCAAGUCGAGAGAGAGAAUAUUUAGAAAAGAAAUCGACAUAUUCAUUCGCAUGUGGCAUAGAUAUGUUAUACAGAUCAAUACAUUUUAUCUCAGGAGUUAUAGUCUGCCAGAGGGAAAAUGUCUUGCACGGGUCGAGUAAACCCAGAUAGGUCUUCAUCUCAUUCUUAUUUAAUUAUUUUCUUUACUAUUUAUAUAGAAAUAUAGUUCAGAAACAUAGCAAUAUAUUUAAAUAUUUGCUCUAUCUAUGGAUUGGUCAAUUGAUUGACUGCUCUGUCUGUCUGUCUAUAUUGUACACAAGGAUCAUAUUGGUAUUCAUAUUUGUAGCUCAUAUAACCCAGCUGAUUGAGGGAUGUAAUCAGAUUUUAUACAAAUUUCUGCUUGCAGUUUAACUAGAUCACAUACACGAAUUAUGUUUACUGGGAGGAAUACAAUCUGAAGUAUCGAGAUUAUGCUUUCUGUGCCUCAAAAGAUAUCAGAUACAUAUCGCUAACGAGGGUAACGAGGUUUUGCAAAAAGAAUAUCACCGGCCUUGUUUUGAUCUAAUUGAUCUGUUACUAACAUCGAUUACUUAUUUUAUCACUUCUGAAAUGUUUCCUUGUGAUUGAGUCAAGCAGAGAUCCAUACUUUGUCAUUGAACUCUAACUGAUGACUUCCUGUUAUAAAUAAAUACAAUCUUGACUUUUGCAUAAUUAAAUAAUGAAUUGCUCCUACUGUGAAGCAUUGAUUGAUAAUUCGACAUGGUCUUCUUAAUUCUCACCAACAGGUAACCAAGAUGCUGGCUGUCGUUGUCAUCCUGUUUGCACUUCUGUGGAUGCCAUAUCGUACUCUGGUAGUGGUCAACUCUUUCAUGGACCCUCCAUAUCUCAACGUGUGGUUCUUGCUUUUCUGCCGAAUGUGCAUCUAUCUUAACAGCGCCAUCAACCCAAUCAUCUACAACCUCAUGUCUCAGAAGUUCAGAGCUGCCUUUAAAAAUCUCUGCAAAUGUGAGCAAAAAAGGACAGAAAAGGCAGUCAAGUACAACGUUCCUGUCUACUAUAGCGUAAUGAAGGACAGUUCCCACGACAGUCCCGAUCACGACCUUACCAUACAAGAGGACAUCAAUGGAUUCCCUUCUAAAAAAGUCAAUUUCACACAGAAAUGCAUAGACACCACAACAACUUAUAGUGUGGCGUAAUAUUUCCCAGACCCUCGUACAAUGAGUAUUUUAAUCGUUAAUGUGAUGUAUACAGAUAGUGUUGUUAAAAAAAAAAAAAAAGAAGGAAUGAUCAUAAUUGCCUGAAGCAAGAUGGAAUGAAAUUAAGUGACUAUUGAACUAAUUUUGAUCCGGAUGUGCC